This is a messenger RNA of Drosophila ananassae, 69652 nucleotides long. Its product is annotated as titin. The record is from RefSeq and is a predicted model, not a curated record. NCBI's taxonomy places the organism in Eukaryota, Metazoa, Arthropoda, Insecta, Diptera, Drosophilidae. Gene Ontology annotation, molecular function: protein binding. Bases 433 to 68919 code for a protein of 22828 amino acids. Gene Ontology annotation, biological process: homophilic cell-cell adhesion. Gene Ontology annotation, cellular component: plasma membrane. The transcript has 46 exons.
CAAGUAGAGAAACAGGGAGAGUGCGCCUAUGAAGUCAUACGCAGUCGAAUUGAACGUUUCGAAAAUGUACCGAUUCGGUGAGGUUCUUCUCAGACGAUCUCCGGCGUUGAUAGCGCUCGCAGCGAAAAUCGAAAUUCAAAUCGAAGAAUAACACAUUACCUUUAGUCGAACGAACCGUAGAAACUAGCGAACUAACCCAAUAAAUUACGAGAGGCGCGUGUGACUCAAUUCUAAAGUCUAAUCCCAGAGUAGGGUUCACAAUGCAGAGCCAACAGAGUAACCACUAAAAGGAAGACAACAUACGAGAAAACUAAACGAAAGAGAUUAUAGACCGCCCACGCAAAAUAUCCACAAAAGUACACGUAGCCGCUAAGCCGACAUCCAAACGGCAAUCCUCAGAAACAACAAACAGAAAGAAAACAGAAACGAGCCAUGGAACGCCGCCAAGCCCUAGACUCAUCGAUGUCUUCGCUCUACUCGGCCGCGUCCUCCACGAAUCCCCGACAGCCGCAGACCAUCCAACUCCAGUCGCAGCAGUCGCAGCAAUCUCAACAGUCCCAGCUAGACGCCUUCAAUUAUUCAGCAACAAUGUCAUCAUCGUCGCCGACUCCGAGCCAGGCCAUGUCCACGGGCACCACCUCCAACUACAACACCGCUGCCCCCCUGCGCGCCACCACCAUCGGCACCGUUGUCGUCCGCUGCGGACCCGUGCAGCUGGUGAUAGCACUUCUACAAAGCCCGGAGAAGAUUUACAUCAAAGUCGUAGAACUCGAGCCAAAAAUCACAGCGCUUGGUGAGAACUUGGACGAAGCAGUGCGAAUGCAGAGGGAGCAUGACGACACGCUCAGGAACCUACAGAGCCUUCCCGGACCCAUGGACGAAUUCGUCCAAAAGGCCGACAAGUUGCUGGCCAGUAAGCGAAUUAGUUCCGAGCUGGUCAACGCCAUGGCCGACACCCUAAACAUCAUUUGGCAGGACAUCCUAAACCUCCUGCAGGACCGCCAGCACAUCCUGCUCCUCUGCACACAGUUCCACGACAAGAUGACGCAGUGCUUUAGGAAGAUGGACCAACUGGAGCUGGCUUGCGAGGAGGUUCUGCAGCCCCUGGACGUGCCCCGAGUUCAAGAGUUUCUCAGCAGAUUCAAGCAGCUGCGUAUCGACAUGCUCACAGGUGUGAUGGCCGCGCUGAAGGACGGCAACGAGCUCCUGGCCCAGCUGGAAGAGCUGGAAAAGCUGGAAACCCUCGACACGAGACCGGAACACAUUAAACGCGACGCCACAAGGGCGGUUCACCAAGUCCAGCAAUGGCUGGAGGCCCUUCACGACCGACGAAAUGACUUGGAACUGGCCUGGCAGACGAGGAAGACCCAGAUGGAACAGUGCCUGGCAUUGGGCAUACUCGGAAGGGAACUCAUCGACCUGGAGUCCUCCCUCCAACAGGCCAGAAUGGAACUGAACACCAUGUACAGUCUUGGUGAGUGCGAGCACACGGCCAACGAAAUGCUGACAAAGUACAGGGAGUGGAAGCAGCAAGCUCUGCUCCUCCGGGACAGAGCCCUCAAGAUCACCAGGGCAAAGGAUAAAGUGCAGUCCGCUGGUCACUUCACUGAAGAUGAAGCCUGUGCCAGAGCCUAUGCCGUCCUUAGCGGCUGCACCGAACACCUAGAUCUGGUGGACCAGCGGGAGCACUGGCUACACCAAUCCCGCGAGUUCUUCGCUAAGGCCGAGCACACCCUAAGUGUCCUUGAGAAGUUGGAGCUGGAGUUGGCCAGUGUGAAGCUGCCGCCGAACUCCCCAGAAAGCUACGCCAUGUACUCCAAGGUGGAGCGGGAUGUUCGUAACUUCACAGAAGAGCCGUUGCGGCUCGGCUACGGCAUCCUGGAUGAGGUGGGACGCACGCAGCCGGAAACCCAGGGAGUGAAGCGGGUCCUUGAUGAGCUGGAGAACCGCAAGGCCUACAUCGAGGGAAUCUGCGCGCAUAGUAGCGAGGAUCAGCAGAAGGUGCAACGGGCUCUGAGCGAGUUCCUGGCCCAGCACAACGAACUCCUGGCCUGGCUGAGGGCUUCCGGACAGCUCCAGCUGCAGCAGAAUGUGAAUAUGGGCCGGAACCUCCAGCAGGCCAAGCAGUUUCUGCUGCAGCACCACGAACUCAUGCAGGACCUGGAGAUCAAGGGCGAGCUGAUCAACCUGCUGCUGGAGUCCAUCAAAGUGCACCUGGAAUCGCUGAGUCCCCAGCAGCGCUACGACGUGGACUCCAAGGCUGAGUCCUUGCACAAGCACUGGAUUGAGUUAAAGGACCUCGUCCUCAAGCGCGUGGACCACGUGUCCCUUCUAAUCGACUUCUUCGAGAUGGCCAACGAACUGUCCAGCCAGCUGGACAACCUGCAACGCCAGCUUCAGCAGACCCCCGACGAGCACAAGCUGCAGUUCCUCCAGGCCACCUGGGCGGGCAUCGCCGCCACCUUCGGCGAACUAAAGUCCCGUGGCCAGAGAUUCAUCAACUUGAAAAUUGUGGAUCCGUACCUCGAGACGAAAUCCUCGGCACAGGCGGUGGAAGAGACGCUGAAUGGCUUCAGUAAGCGGCAGGUCGACGUGACGAGCAGUUUGGAGAAUUGGACGACCAGCAUUGCAGAGAAGCGAGAAGUGGAAUAUCUACUUGAGAAAGUCAUGAGCGACAACGAGGAGACUGUGGUCAAGAGCAGCCAGGUGGACACCCAGUUGUAUCCUGUCUUCACCUCCCCCAGCGUGGACUCCAAGCAGCUGCUGACCACCACCCGGGACAAGCUCGUCAACGUCAGCCAGGACAUCGAAAGGGCCCAGGAUGAGAUCCAGCAACGUAUCCAGACCACGCUCAGCAUCCAAACCAAAGACCAGCCCUCGCUGGCCAAGAUCGAGCAGGUGAUCAACAACCUGCGCAUGCUCAAGGCGAAGCUGGACGGGAUCAAGUACGACUAUAGGACUCUGGUGGAGAAUAUUCUCCAGUUCCUGGAAAACAUAGUACAGCUUCGCCGCGAAAUCGACGAGUAUUUCGCCUCCAAACAGCAGCCGUCUGCUUCAGCACCCGUAUCCACAUCUGCCGGAGUGGAUCGCAGCAUUGCGGAGCACGAGAAAUUCCGCGAUCUCUGUAUGGAUAAAUUUAGAUCGCUAAUCACACAAUCCGAGCUGCUCAUCGAUCGGGUUCGGGUGCUGGAGCCGCCGGGAGCCCGCGAAAUCGACACCGAUCGCAUUCUGAAGUUGCUCGAGAAUCUCCGCAUCUACUUCGAGUCGAACAGCAGCGCCCGGAUGUCGUCACUGGAGCGUCUGGAGAAGAUCGAGCAGUUCCGCGGCGACCUGGAGGACAUUGAUCGGAGCCUGGACAGCGUCAGCCAGCAGCUGCACGAGAUCAAUGGCCAAAGUGUGGAUAGUUUGGCGGCCGCCAAGACCACGUCGCUGGCGUUCGAGUAUUUUGAACGGACCAUAGAGUGUUCAAUGCCCAAGCAAUUGAAAUGCACGCGCCAUCAGCGACGCUGGGGCCAAACAGCCCACACCAUCGAGCUGCUCGAGAAGCGAAUCGAGAAGUUCACGGAGUCCACGAGCCAGCAGCUCUUGAUCAGCAACCCCGAGAGCGAAGGAUACGUUAGGGACGAACUGCGUAAACUCAACGAAAAGUGGCAGAGCUUCAAGGACCAGGUGAAGCAAAAACGAAGGAGCCUCAAUCAGGCAACCGAAUUCUUCGAGGUGGUGGAGAAGAUCGAUGCAGAGUAUCGUGAAAUCAGCUACUUCUACACCAGCGUCUCCAACAAGGUCCCCUACCUACGCGACGCGGUGGAGGCAGGCAACCUAGUCAACGACAUCGAGAAGUAUGUGACCAGCCGGGAGACGGAUCUGCGCUCCAAGCUAGACAGUGCCUCCCAGUGCGCCCACGACAUGAGCAAGGUCUCGGCCCUUUACAACGACGUGAUGAACAUCUUCCAGUCCUUCGUGAAGCUCAAAAUGGAUAUAAACAUCGUGCAGGAGCGUCUGAAACAGGAGCAACGCCAGAAGGAGCAACGGGAGCGGGACGCACGGGACCAGGCGGAGAGGGAGAAGGCCUUAAGGGAAGCCGAGGCCAGGGAGAGGCUAGUUCGCGAGGAACAGACCCGCCUGGAGAGUCAACGUCAACAGGCGGCUUUUGAGCAGGCGCAACGGGAAUUGGCCGCUCGGGAACUGGCACUGCGGGAGCAGGCUGUCCGGGAAGAGGAAGCCAGACUCCAGGCCAUCCGGGAGCAGGCUUCGCGGGAGCAACUGGCCCGGGAACAAGCAGCCAGGGAAGAGGAGCACCGCAUUCAGACCCUGCGGGAGAUCGCCAAGCGUGAAGAAGAGGUACGACUGCAGAGCAAGCGCGAGGAGGAGACCCGCAUUCGGCGGGAGGAGGAGGAGCGCAUCCGGAGGGAAAGCGAAGCCCGGCUGAAACGGGAGGAAGAGGCCCGCAUACAGCGCGAGGAAAUAACUAGGCUGCAGACGCUGAGGGAUCAGGUGGACCAACAACGCAUCGUGACGGAAAACAUUCGGAAGGACAUCCAGGUGAACUCUGUCUUUACAGAACUGCGCUACGCCUCUCCCCUUUUCGUGCGGCCCUUGAAGGACGGAGUGACCCGCGAAGGCGACCGCUUUGUCUUCGAGUGCGAAGUCACAGGCACGCCGGAGCCCACUGUGGAGUGGUUCAAGGACGGCAUUAGCAUCCAAAGCAACUCAGAUUACAAAACUACCUUCGACAAGGGAAUCUGCAGGUUGGUAAUUGAGGAAACAUUUGCGGCGGACUCGGCGCGGUUCAGUUGCCGUGCCUCGAACCUGGUCGGCACUUGCGACACUAAUGCAACGCUGUCGGUGCGAGAGAACGCCGCCGAGGUGCAGCUGGUGCCGCCGAGAAUCCUACGGUUCCUGGAGAGCGGAAAGGCCACUGAAGGCAGCUCCUUCCAGUUUUCCUGCGUGGUGGCUGGAGUGCCCCUGCCCACGGUGCAGUGGUUCAAGAACGACAAAUGCAUCGACGACUCCCCAGACUAUGUCAUUAGUUACAACAACGGGGAGGCUCGGCUCCGAUUCGAGGAGGUCUUCCUGGAGGACGACGCGGUUUACACCUGUAGCGCCUCCAAUCCGGCCGGCAUUGAACACUGCUCUGCUUCGCUGAUUGUGGAGCCUUUGGAGCCCACUGAGUUGCCCAGCUUCAAGGUGCCUCUGUCAAACGCCAUGGCCCGAGUGGGCCAGAAGGUUAAGUUGGAGGCCAUCGUUACUGGAAUUCCCAGGCCCGAAAUCUACUGGCUACACAACGGAAAACCCUUCCAGCCACGCAAUUCUAAUUACGAAUACGGCCGCGUUACGCUGAUAAUCCCCCAGGCUUAUCCGAACGACGCCGGAUCCUACGUCCUGAGCGCCAAGAACCUAGCUGGCGAGGCCUACACCAGUUGCAACGUGAUAGUCAAGGGUCGUCUACCCAACGAAACCUCAGAUUCCGAAAUGGCCAGCGACAUAGAGCCGAUCAAGCCCGCGGUCCACCUGCCCCUGAAGGACGUCUCCAUUUUCGAGGGCAAGCCGGUGCGGCUGGACUGCGUGAUUGUGGGCCAGCCCGAGCCGGAGGUAAUCUGGUACCACAACGAGCGCCCCGUCAAAGAGUCCGCUGACGUGCAGCUGCUCUUCCAGGGCGACCGCUGCUCACUGAUCAUUCAAGAGGUAUACCAGGAGGACGCGGGCCACUACAAGGUGGUCGCCAUCAACUCGGCCGGAGAAACUUCCAGUAGCUGCGAGUUGAAGGUCACUCCCUUGAAUCAAGCGGAACCCGCUACAAGGGCCCAGGCGGAGAGGCAAUCGCUGCCCAAGGAUUCGCAGCCCAAGUUCGAGCGCCUGCUCUCCGAUGUAUUGGCGGAUGAGGGUGAGCAGGUAGUCCUCGAAGUGCAGGCUAGUGGUGACCAGCCACUCACAGCGCAAUGGUUUUUGACCAACAAGGAGCUCCAGCUGGACGACCGCAUCACGGUUCAAUCCGAUGCGGAAUCUGGCACAUUCAAGCUCCUCGUGAACAAUGUGAGUGUCGAUGACAAGGGAGUCUACACCGUCAAGGUAUCCAAUCCUGCUGGAGACGCCAAGUGCUUCUCGCACUUGAUAGUAAAGUCUGUGAACGCUCCAGAGAUUCGCAGGAGCAGUCAGUCCUCCGUGGAAAUCGUGGAUCGCCAUCAGUGUCCCGAGUUCAAGGAGCUCUUCAGCGACAAACAGGGACAAAUCGAUGACGUCGUCAAGUUCGAGUGCAUAGUCAAGGGCAAGCCGACUCCGAAAGUGCACUGGUUCUUCAACGACCAGCCCGUCCACGGACACAACUUCCUGGUGUCCACCAGCGGGGAGCGCCAAGUGCUGACCAUCCAGAAGCUGACCCACGACGCCGUCGGCAAGAUCAGUUGCGUGGCCGAGAACGAAGCCGGAAAGGCCACCUGCGUGGCCUUCCUGAACAUCGUUGGCAGUGGUCUGCCUGCUUCGAGUGACGUUCAGACUAUGACCCAGGAGCACAACACCGAGUCCUCGAGGGUCACCAUCAAGAAGCAAACCUUCACCACCACAUCCACCUCGCAGGUGAACUCGUACGAGGGUAACACCCCCCAAACCGAGGUGCACCACUCCUCCGCCCACAUCGAUCAGUCGUUGAAACAGCUGGGCCAGCAGAGACCCGAGAUCGUGGAAAGCCACCACUAUCAGGAGCUGCACAAGAGCAAGGAGAUGAGCAGCCCCAGUGUGCAGCAAAAAACAUUCACCCUGGUCCAAUCGGGCAGUGGGGUGCCUAACGGGGCCCAAUCGGCCGUGGCCAUCCCGGAGUCGCCCACUCGCCUGCGCCGCGAGAUCGCCCCCCGCUUCACGACUCCGCUCGCCGGCAAGAUCGUGGACCAGGGCUCCGAUGUCAGCAUGGAGGCCAUAUACGACGGGUUCCCCUCGCCCGAAAUCAAGGUCGAAAAGAACGGCGGCCAGAUAUUCGACGAUGCCCACACCAAGAUCUCCAACAAGUGCAACAGGGUGACAAUAGAGCUGAAACAGGUGGGCGUGGCAGACGCGGGACGGUAUGCCGUGACCGCCUCCAACGCCGUGGGACAGUCCACCAGCACAGCCGACUUGGUCGUUAAAAAGACGAUCUUCCCCCCAGUUUUCGGGCGUCGCCUGCAGGCCCAGGUUAGCAAAAAGGGCGAGAAGCUGGUCAUGGAGGUGGAGGUCACCGGACUGCCCGAACCCACGGUCACCUGGCUGAAGGACGACAAGCCGCUCCAGGAGGCCGGCAUCUCCGCGCAUCGGCUGCUGGCCCAGGGCAACUCCUACAGGCUUAUCAUCGAAAAAGCACAAACCUCUGACUCCGGAAAGUACAUGGUGCGGGCUACAAACGCCGGGGGCGAGGCAAAGAGCAUUGCGGAUUGCGCCGUCCUGGAGCCCUCGCCGGAAAGGAUGCAGGAGGUCGUCAAGACGAUAGUUUAUGAGACAAAGCCGGCAGCAGCCAGCGAAUUCAAAACCGAAGCCCAGAAUCAAGCCCAGACACCCGAUCAAUCCUACCAGAGCAGCCAGCAGACCAGCACCGUAGAAGUGAGCAGCGCGAACGAUCUGCACGGCUUGUCCGAGUCCAAAGUGAUCACUGAGCAUCGUUGCACCACCGAGGCAACCAUGCGUCUAGAACACACGUCGAACUACCUGGAUCUGCCGGAACUGGCUGCUCGCCCCAAGACACCUACCAGCGCAGCAACGCCAGUCGAGACACCACCCACCACAACGAACACUGCCGCUGUCAUCAGUACGGAUCAGCCCGAUCUGACACGUGCCACCACCAGAGAUCCGCCUCCCGUUCCGCCCAAACCUUGCCAGCCGGUGGUGGGAAGCGCCUUCGGACAACCUCCUCAAAUGGAGACCCUAACCAGCAUCAGAUACGAACAAAGCGAGAAGAAGUCCUCCUCAUCGUCCUUUGACUACUUCAAGAAGAUCGACGAGGAGACCAUCACCCAGCGUCCCAAGCCACUGGCCUUUAAGCCUCUGGAGACGGUGGUGCGGCAGCCGCAGGCACAGACCCUGGCGGAGGAGCUGAGGAGCCUGAACCUCAUACCCGGAGAUGCUCCGGAGUUCCUUUACUCCCCGAAAAAAGAGAGGACAGAGCCCAAGAUCCCUUCGAUAAACGAGAAGAUUAAAAUCUUGUCCGAGGUGCAGCCGAAAGAGUCGCCCCCACAGGGCGGGGUGCCGGUCUUCCCACCUCCAAUCGGACUGCAGACCGUGCAGCACGAAACCACCACGACGAAGGAAGUUAAGGUAGAGUACGGUCAGCCCAUCGUGCGCCCCGCAGCUGUCCUGGCUACUCCUGCUCAACAAAAUCCAAGAUCGCCGUCGCCAAAGCCUUCCGCAGAGGGUGUGGCCAUGUCCAGACUGUGGACGCCGAGUGGAGUGCCCGGGUACACCCCAGCUGACGCAGCUGACCAGAAACCAGACAAGAUCCCCAAGCUGGCGACCCCGACGCCCACAAAAGAGUUAAACGCGCCCUUCCUGGUUAAUCAAGUAAUAAAAAGCAUACCCCCAGCCUCAGCGCCCGUAACGCACGUGGUGAAUGUGGAACUGGAGCCCGGCACUCCUCCGGAGAUUUGCUUUGCUCCUAAGACAGAGGAGGGACGGCGUCAUUCCAUGGUGGAAAGCAUGGAACAGAAGCUGGAGCAGAAUCUGAUCCAGGGACCCAGCAAGGUGUUGCCUCAUUCGGUUCCUACUCUAAUGCCGCCAACCAGCACCUACCGGCCCCCACCGCCGGUUCUUCCCGCUCGGCUGGGCGUCUACGAGAGCGACUACGAGAGUGAUCGUUACAAGUACAGUGGCAGCGAGUCGGACGCGGACCACCAGCAGAAGGCUACUGCGGCGACGUCCUUCAAGUCCAGUGGCUACACAGCCGACACCGAGGAGCACUCCAGUUACCGCAAAUCGGAGACGAGCUACUUCGAGACCAAGUCGUCCUCCACUGCGGAGCCAAGACUACACCCUGAGCCGCCGCCGGCGACUUACUUGACUCCGAAGCCGAUACCACAAUCGAAUUUUAGCAGCCAGGAGGCGAAGGACUACAAGUUCACCUCGUCCUCCAUGACCAGCAACUACUCCCACAAUAUGCAGAGUAGUAGCAGCACUUCCCACCACGAGACCAAGUACUCCACGACGGGUGCCCCCGUGGUGACCUAUCCCAGCCCCAUUCCCGCCCAGCGGAAGACUCCUGCUGCCGAGUUCAGUGACUACAGCAGCGAGAUAGACGAACGCUUCCGAUCGGUGUCCCGGGCCAACGAGUCGGACGCAGAGAUCAAGGGCUACCGGGUGGUGUUCCCCCCUACACCAACCCCCCGCACAAACCUUGCCCCGGCCAACGGCCACAAGUCACCAGUGGUGGUAGUGACUCCCUCGCCCAUGGAGUUCGAGCCCACUCCGCCGGAGGUGGGUGGCUACACCAGGCCGAAGUUUGAGCCCAUUGGGGGUAAGGAGAUCAGGCACGAAAUACGAACGGAGACGGGCUCCAAACAGUCGAAGUUUGGACAACAACAGAGCCAGCCGGUGUUCAAGCCGAAGCCCGUGGCCGCCAAGUUUAUCGCAGCCACCCAACAACAAAACCAGCAGGCUCCACAGGCCACCGCCCGUCCGACCAUGUACUACAAUGCUGUUGCUGGAGCUCCGAUGCACCUGGCCAAGGUGGCCACCGAAACGAAGAACGUGAUGCAGAUGCACGAGUCCACGGAGAGCUCCCAGAGGGUGGUGAACAUGCAGCAGACUAAGCGGGUGAUCCACUUCGACAGGCCCAAUCAGCAGGACCAGACGGUGCUGGAACCCUUCCCCUACAGUCCGGCUGCCAGUCGCACGCCCUCGAGGCAGUCCCACCUUCCACCACCAGCGACACCCACAAAAUUCGUUCCCGGAGAGUUCCGGGAAAGCGACUACGAAAGCGAGGUGGAGGGAGCCCGAAUCCAGCCGCUUUGGUCGCCCUACGGGGACGGUCUGACCAAGGGCUAUAGGCGAGUAGCCGCACCUCAGACGGCGGGCCGAUCUUGCAGCCUGCCGCGAACCUAUGAAAGGGUGCUCUCGCCCAUGGAGUUCGACCGCGGGCCGGAGAUGCCCAGUAAAAUCCAUGUGGAUGUCAAUACGCUGCGAAAGGAGCAGCGCGGUGGGAGCACAGUCACUACCCAGCACCGCACCCAGUCCCUCAACAGGAACUCCACCAUGAGGCAACAGCAUCAGCAACAGCAGCAGCAGUCCAUGGAUCAGAUAGAUAGGGCCGGAACACUGCCCCGAUACGGUUACAACUCCCUGCAGCAGCAGGCAGAGAACCAGGGCCGCCGGUUGGGCUCGACUUUUCUCCAGAAGUCUCAUCAGUUCGUGGAGGAUGUGAGCCGCGACCUGAGAAGUAGCUCCACCACCGAAAACGGAGGCAUUCGUCAGGGCUUCCGACGGGCCCCCAGCGAAGGUAGCAGCCAGCAGCCGCAGGCCUUCCGGGACGAGUCGCGCGUGUCUCAGUACGAUCAGGGCACUCAAACGGAUAGUUUGCUAAUAACCGAAGAGGAACCGGCAGCGCAGAUGCGGGAACACCCCCUGGAUAAUGGGGUUCAUAAAACGCCUUUGCGAAAAUCCGCCUCGUUCUCCUCCUCCUCGACCAGCUCGCCGGCCAGCUCCACCCUGGGAUCGGCCACAUCGACCAUGUCGCUGCGCUCCUCGACGCCCCUGAGGAACAAUCACUCCAGCUCCAGUCGUACUCUCAGGAGUGACACCAUCAACACGUUCCAGAAGUGGGAGACCACGAUCGAGUCCAUAAGCUACGUGAGCACCAAGACCGUUUCCAUCUCGGAUUUCAGCCAGGAGCCGCAGCUGCGAGAGCAAACAGUGCAACAAUUUCCUGGAAGCCUCGGGGGUCCCUACGUGCCCCCUGCGCUAACACACGUGUACGCCCAGGGCGACAUCUCGCCACCCGUUUUUGAGCAAAUCUUCAAGAACGCUCGCUUCGCCCAGGGCGGCAACGCCCUGUUCGAGGGCCGGUUGAGGGGCAACCCGAAGCCAUUCGUGACAUGGACGCGGAAAGGCGCACCCCUUCUCGAGUCGCAGAAGUUCCGGAUGAGCUACAACGAGGCCACGGGCGACGUGUCCCUACUGAUUAACCAGAUCGGGCCCGGGGACGAAGGCGAGUACACGUGCACGGCCCGCAAUCAGUACGGCGAGGCCAUCUGCAGCGUCUACAUCCAACCGGAGGGGGCUCCCAUGCCGACACUGCAGCCAAUCCAGAACCUGGAGAAGAAUAUAUACUCGAACGGGUACUCCUUCACUUCCAUUGAGGAGGAGUUCCGCGUGGACACUUUUGAGUAUCGGCUGCUCCGCGAGGUGUCCUUCCGAGAGGCCAUUACCCGGCGCUCAGGCUACGAGCAGGACAGCCAGCUGUCCCAGGAAUUGGAUCGCUCCCAGGGUCCUGCGCAGGCUCCGCAAAUCUCGCAGAAGCCUCGCAGUUCGAAGCUGGUCGAGGGCUCCGACGCGGUCUUCACCGCUCGUGUCGGCUCGAACCCGAAGCCUCGUCUAACCUGGUUCCAUAACGGUCAGCGUCUGGUAGCCUCGCAGAAGUACGAGAUCUCCUACUCCAGCGGAGUGGCUACCCUCCGGGUGAAGAACGCCACCAUUCGCGAUGGCGGUCAUUACACUCUGUUGGCCGAGAACCUGCAGGGAUGCGUGGUUUCGUCUGCCGUGUUAGCCGUGGAGCCGGCCGCAGAGUCCGCUUACGAGCCUAAGCCGGUAGACAAUAUUGCCGAGCAACUGGAGUCGGGUAAGGCUCUGCCCCCCGCCUUUGUCAAGGCGUUUGGAGAUAGGGAGGUGACAGAAGGCCGCAUGACAAAGUUCGACUGCCGUCUGACCGGCAAUCCUUACCCGGAAGUGUUCUGGCUGAUCAAUGGGCGGCAAGUCCGUGACGACGCCUCCCACAAGAUCCUGGUCAACGAAUCCGGCAGUCACUCGCUGAUGAUCACCAACGUCACGCGCUUGGAUGCCGGAGCUGUGCAGUGCGUGGCCCGCAACAAGGCCGGCGAGGUGGCCAUCGAGGCACAGUUGAACGUGCUGGAGAAGGAGCAGGUUGUCGCACCACAAUUUGUUCAGCGCUUCAGCACCAUGACUGUCCGCGAAGGCGAGCCGAUCAGCAUGAGCGCCAACGCCAUCGGCACUCCGCAGCCGCGCAUCACCUGGCAGAAGGACGGAGUCCAGAUCUCGUCCACCCCCGACCGCUUCGUGGGCAUUGACGGUGGCGCCACCUGUUUGGAGAUUCCGCGAGUCAAGGCCAGCGACGCCGGGUGGUACCAGUGCACUGCCCAGAACAUCGCCGGAUCUACGGCCAACCGCGCUAGGCUGUACGUCGAGGUUCCUAGGGACCAGCCAAGUCAGGAGCAACGACGUCUCAAUCUCCCGAGACCAACGAAAGUCAUCGAGCCAGAGCCCAUUCCUGGCCCCGAAAUCAUCUAUCUGCGCCAUGUGGAGCGCGCCAAACCCCACUUGCGACCCGGCGAGGAGGACCGCGUGUAUCCGCCCCCGCAGUUCAUCAUACCACUGCAGAACGUGCAGCAAACCGAAGGUGGUCGCGUCCAUAUGGAAGCCCGCAUCGAGCCGGUUGGUGAUCCCAGCAUGGUCGUAGAGUGGUACCUCAACGGACGUCCACUGGCAGCAAGUGCCCGUGCCACUUCGGUCUUUAAGUUCGGCUUCAUCGCCCUGGACCUUCUAAGCAUUAUGGGCCACGACGCCGGCGAAUACAUGUGCCGCGUGAGCAACGCCAGCGGCGUGGCCGAAUCCCGGGCCAUUUUGUCCGUGGUUCAGCGCCCGUCCAUUGAGCAGUCGUCGCAGAACCCAAACAGCCUGCAGUACAUCAGCCAGCUGGAGGACUACUCGCGCUACUCGCGUCAGGAGAGUUCUGAAGAGCAGCUCAACCAGGCGCCGCAGUUCAUCCGCCCGUUGCGCGACCUCGGCGAGUUCGAGGAAGGCAAGAAUGUUCACUUCGAGGCGCAGGUUACGCCCGUCAACGAUCCUUCCAUGAGGGUGGAGUGGUACAAGGAUGGCCUGCCCAUCACGGCCAGCUCUCGCAUCACCGCUAUCUUCAACUUCGGCUAUGUCUCCCUGAACAUCUUGCACCUUAGAGCCGAAGAUGCCGGUACCUAUACUGUGCGGGCUGUAAACCGCAUUGGCGAAGCCAUCAGCCAGUCCACGAUCCGGGUUCAUACCCGAUCCCAGGUCACCGGCGAUCUGGGAAUCCCGGAGCAACAACGCUACAUCGAAAGCGUGGAGGAGUUGGAGGACUACCGCAAAUCCCAGCAGCGUCGCCACGUUCAAGAAGCGCCCCAGGCUAUUGCCCCACCUCAGUUCAAGACUCCGAUCCAGAACCAGUUGGAUCUGCACGAACACGCGCAUGCGCACUUCGAGGCAAGGCUCGAGCCGAUUGGCGACUCCACCAUGCGCGUGGAGUGGCUUAAGGACGGCCAACCUCUGGAAGCCAGUUCCAGGAUCACCACGUACCACAACUUUGGCUACGUGGCACUCACCAUCAAACAACUGACCAUCUACGACGCCGGCACCUAUACUUGCCGCGCCUACAACGCCAUGGGUCAGGACACCACUGUAGCCCAACUGACUGUGAUCUCCAAGAACGAGAUCGUAUCGGACUCCCAGCACCCAGGCGGCCUUCAAAAGAUCCAGCACUUGGAAGACUCGUCGCGGUACGGACGCCGCGAGGAAGAGGAGACCUACACCACCACUGCUCCUCGCUUCCUCGGUCCUCUCAAGGGCACCACCAAGAUUCUGGAGGGCCAACGCGCCCAUUUCGAGGCCCGAGUCGAGCCGCAGAGCGAUCUGGGCUUACGAAUCGAGUGGUAUCACAACGGCCGCGCCAUCACUGCUGCCAACCGCAUCCAAACUUAUCAUGACUUCGGCUAUGUCGCCUUGGACAUUUCCCAGGUUCGCGCCGAGGAUGCUGGCGUUUACAUAGUGGUGGCGAGGAACAAGCUAGGUGAAGCUCAGCAGCAGGCAACGAUGGUAGUGGAAACUCGUUCCAGUAUCGACACAUCUAGCAUGCACCGCGGCCUGUACGAAAAGACCCAGAACUUAGAGAACAAGCAGUUCGUAGAGCCACAGUACGACAUCGAGGAAAUUUCCAAGUCGAAACCAGUCUUCAUCCAGCCCUUGACUGACCCCAAGCCCAUCCAUGACGGCAAGAACAUCCACCUGGAGUGCCGACUGGAGCCCAUGGGCGACCCGACUAUGCGAGUGGAAUGGUUCCACAACGGCCGUCCCGUUACCGUGGGUUCCCGCUUCCGCACCUACUAUGAUUUUGGAUUCGUAGCUCUCGACAUCAUCAAAGCCACGGCAGCAGACUCCGGGGAAUACACUGUGAGGGCCACUAACCACCUGGGCUCGGCCCACACCUCCGCCUGCGUGCGGGUUAUCGAUCACACGGAUGUGGUGACUGAGACCCAAAACGAACAGUCUCUGGAGCAGAUUCAGCUGCUCGAGGAUUCACGGCGCCGUCACCACCAAGAAGAGGAUAUUACCGUCAUGCAGGCCCCCCAGUUCACCAGGGCUCUGCACAACAUCGAAACUGUGGAAGGCACCAAUGUCCACCUGGAGUGCCGCCUCCAGCCAGUCGGAGAUCCCAGCAUGCGCAUCGAGUGGUUCGUCAAUGGCAAGCCCGUGAAAACCGGUCAUCGCUUCCGUCCUGCCUACGAGUUCGACUAUGUGGCUCUCGAUCUGCUUGGCUGCUACGCCAUUGACUCAGGUGUCUAUACCUGCCAGGCUAGGAACCAGCUGGGCGAGGCUGUCACCUCCUGCUCCGUGCGCAUCAUUGCCAAGAACGAUUUGAUUCUGGAGACGCAAAACGAAUCGGGACUGCAGAAGAUCCAGUACUUGGAGGAUUCGUCGCGUUAUCGUCGCAACGAAUUCGUCGACGAGGUGGUGAACAUUCGUCCGCGCUUCCUCACUCAUCCCAAGAGUCUGACCAACACCCGCGAGGGUGGUCACGCCCACUUUGAGUGCAAAAUCGAGCCGGUAACCGAUCCCAAUCUGAAGGUGGAGUGGUUUAAGAACGGGCGUCCCAUCACUGUGGGCCACCGCUUCCGUCCCAUCCACGACUUUGGUUACGUGGCACUCGAUAUUGUCCAACUGAUUGCCGAGGACUCCGGUAUCUACACCUGUCGCGCCGUGAACCUCAUUGGCUCCGAUGAGACCCAGGUAGAGUUGCAGUGCCGCAGUGGUGAGCAGAUUGUCACCGUCACCCAGAACGAAGCCGGUUUGGAGCAGAUCCACUACCUGGAGGACCGGUCGCGCUACAGCCGUCGCGAGGAGAUUGACGAGAGCACCAAGCAGGCCCCGGUGUUCACUACGUCCUUGAAGAACAUCGAAAUUAAGGAGAACCAGAGGGCCCACUUCGAGUGCCGCUUAAUUCCCGUUUCGGAUCCAUCUAUGCGGGUAGAAUGGUACCACAACAACCUACCCCUCAAGUCGGGCUCCCGUUUCACUGAAACUAACAACUUCGGUUUCGUGGCCCUGGACAUUAUGGCGACUCUGCCUGAGGACGCCGGCACUUACACCUGCCGUGCAUACAACGCCGUAGGCGAGGCCAUCACCUCCGCCGUUGCUGUGGUGCACACCAAGAAGUCCAUCUACCUCGAGUCGCAGCACGAGACUGCACUGCCCCGGCUCCAGCACUUGGAGGAUGGUUCUAAGCGCCAGCGCAUCAGCGUGCAGGAAGAGUUUGUUUCCCAAGCUCCCGUCUUCACCAUGCCCGUACGUGAUGUCCGCGUGGCUGAAAAUCAGGCGGUGCACUUCGAGGCCCGCCUGAUCCCAGUCGGAGAUCCUAAUUUGAAGGUGGAGUGGCUGCGUAACGGACAGCCCAUUGAGGCCUCUAACCGUACCACCACCAUGCACGACUUUGGCUACGUGGCCCUCAACAUGAAGUACGUGAAUCCCGAGGAUUCUGGUACCUACACUUGCCGCGCGGUGAACGAGCUCGGCCAGGCAGUGACCUCCGCUUCCCUCAUCGUGCAAUCCAAGACCGCUAUUCAGUUGGAAACACAGCACGAGGCGGCCAUGCACAAGAUCCACCAGCUGGAGGAUCACAGCAAGUACCAGCGCAGGGAAGAGGAGGAGUACACAGUCACCACCGCACCGGUGUUUGUCACCAAGCUGAUCGGACCCAGCAGCCUGUUUGAGGGUCAAAGUGCCCACUACGAGUGCCGCAUCGAGCCCUACCCUGAUCCAAACCUUAAGGUGGAGUGGUUCCACAACGGGAAGCCACUAAGCACUGGCCACCGUUUCCGUACCACCUACGACUUUGGCUUUGCUGCUUUGGACAUUUUGACCGUCUACGCCGAGGACAGUGGAGAAUACACUUGCCGUGUGACCAAUAAUCUGGGAGAAGCCGUGAACUCGAUUGUACUGAAUGUAACUUCGCGCUCAUCUAUCAUCCACGAAACUCAGCACGAGGAGGCUCUGACCAAGAUCCAGCAUCUGGAAGAUACCUCCCGCUUCCAGCGAAAGACCGACGAGGAGCAGUUCCAUGCCGAGCGCCCGCAAUUCGGACGUCCCCUUCGCAACGCCAAGGUCAACGAAGGCACUCCCGUCCAUCUGGAGGCCACUUUGAUUCCGGUCAAUGACCCCACCAUGAAGGUGGAGUGGUACUGCAACGGCAGACCCAUCCAGACAGGCCAUCGCUUCAAGACCACCUAUGAUUUCGGUUUCGUGGCAUUGGAUAUCCUCUAUGCCCACGCCGAGGAUACUGGCACCUACAUGUGCAAGGCCAAGAACGCCGUGGGAGAAGCUGUCACGACUUGUGCUGUAAACGUCACAGCAAACAAGACACUUGAUCUUGACACCUUGGAUGCCCAGCGGCUGGAGAAGAUUCGCCAGCUAGAGAGCUACGCACCACCCACCAAGGUUGAAGUUGAGGAAAAGGGUCAGAAGCCCAUCUUCCUAACCCCGCUGAGCAACCUGGAGCACCUGAAGGAGGGUGAGCACGCCCAUCUGGAGUGCCGCGUGGAGCCGAUCAACGAUCCGAACCUGAAGAUCGAGUGGUUCUGCAACGGCAAGCAGCUGCCCACAGGUCACCGCUACCGCACCACCCACGAUUUUGGUUAUGUCGCCCUGGACAUCCUAUACGUAUACGGCGAGGACACCGGUACCUACAUCUGCAAGGCGACCAAUCUCUUGGGCGAAGCCGUAAACACUUGCAACGUGCGCGUCCUGAACCGCCGUAGUAUGAUUUUGGACACCCAGCAUCCUGACGCCUUGGAGAAGAUCCAGAAGUUGGAGUCAAAGAUAGUAAAUGCUCGCACCGAGGUGGGUGACAGUCCCAUUAGUCCGCCCCAUUUCACUGCCGAGCUACGCGGAUCGACCGAGAUCUACGAGGGUCAGACGGCCCACUUCGAGGCCCAGGUGGCUCCUGUGCAUGAUCCCAAUCUGAGGAUUGAGUUCUACCACAACGGCAAACCCUUGCCAUCGGCGUCUCGCUUCCACAUCACCUUCGACUUCGGUUAUGUGUCCUUGGACAUCACCCACGCCGUGGCCGAGGAUGCUGGCGAGUACUCUGUGCGAGCUGUGAACGCUUUGGGUCAGGCUGUGUCCUCCACCAACUUGCGAGUGAUUCCACGCGGCACCAUCAUCUCGGACACCCAGCAUCCCGAAGGUCUGGAAAAGAUUCGCAAGCUGGAGUCAACAGCUCCGCACCAGCGCCAGGAGCCGGAAACCCCUGGAACGCGCCAGCGCCCUGUGUUCACGCAGCCGCUCCAGAAUAUUGAUAGGAUAAACGAGCACCAGACAGCACACUUUGAGGCGCGCCUGAUCCCUGUUGGAGAUCCCAAUCUGAAGGUGGAGUGGUACCGCAACGAGAAGCUCAUCGAGGACAGUUCGCGCAUCACCAAGCAGCAUGACUUUGGCUACGUUUCGUUGGACAUCUCGCACAUCCGCAAGGAGGACGAGGGCGUUUACAUGUGCCGCGCCGUCAAUCCUUUGGGCGAGGCCGUAACCACAGCCUCUAUGCGCGUGGUUUCAGAAGCCAGCAUCCAAAUGGACACCCAGCAUCCGGACAGCAUCAGCCGCAUCCACCAGCUGGAGAAGCCAGUGGCUCCGCGUCCCAGCGAGCCGGAGCGUCUCUUUGAGAAGCCCAUAUUCACUCAGCUGCUCACUGGACCUUCGGAGCUAUGGGAAGGUGCCCACGCUCACUUCGAGGCACGUGUGGUGCCUGUGGGCGAUCCCUCGUUGAAGUUCGAGUGGUUCAUCAACGGCGUCGAGCUGCAAAUGGGCUCCCGCUUGCGCACCACACACGACUUUGGAUUUGUCACCUUGGACAUUGCCGCCGUGGUACCCGAGGACGCUGGAGUGUACAUGUGCCGCGCCUACAACGCCGCUGGGGAAGCCGUCUCGUCCACCGCCAUGAAGGUCAAGACAAAGUCCAACAUCGACGGUCAACCUUUGAUCCCUGAGUCCUGGGAGGCCAUUCGUCUAAAGGAAGCUGCUAUGAACCGCGUGCCGGAAAUGUUCGUGGACUCCACUCCUCAGCAGGCCCCAGUCUUUACUACCCAUCUGCAGAGCUACGACAAGCUUCACGAAGGCCAGCACGUGCUGCUGGAGGCCCAGGUGGAGCCUCGAGCGGAUCCCAAUCUGCGCAUCGAGUGGUUCAAGAACGGCAUUUCCCUCACCACUGGCUCCCGCAUCCGCAGCACCUUUGAUUUCGGUUUGGUCACUCUUUCCAUCAACGGACUGCGUGCGGAUGACUCCGCCAUUUACACCUGCAAGGCCACCAACCAAGUGGGCGAGGCCGUUUCAACGUCCUCACUUAAGAUCGAGGAUCGCCACUGGCUACAGGCAGAGUCGCUGCAUCCGGACUCGCUUCCGCGCAUUGGAGAGCUGGAAGCACCUAAAGAGGGACGUCCGGAAGCCCCGGAGCCUACGUAUGAGACCCCGGUGUUCAUCACACACUUGAACAACAUCGAGUGCAAGGAGAGCGACAAUGUGCGCUUCGAGUGCAACGUGGAGCCGGCGCGUGAUCCGACCAUGUCUAUCGAGUGGUUCUAUAACGGCCAGCCGCUCCAGGCCGCCGCUAAAUUCAAGUCCAUCUACGACUUCGGCUACUGCGCUUUGGACCUGACUAACUCGUACGCCGAAAACAGCGGCGUGUACACAUGCAAGGCCACCAACAGCAAGGGCUCGGCCACCACCUCGGGCACCCUCAAGUGCACUGGUGGUAAGACCAUGUUCCUCGACACCCAGCAUCCGCAGGGUGAGAGCGGCUUGGAAGCUGUUCAGGAGACUGAGCAGGAGCUGGCCAACCGUUACAGCCAGAAGACCACUAAGCCGGAGACUCAGUACCCGCCGCCAGUAUGGACCAAGCCGCUGCAGGCUGAGUUCCACCUCUCGGAGGCGCAGCCGAUUCACCUGGAGGCCAAUGUGGAGCCCAAGGAGGAUCCCAACCUAUUCAUCGAGUGGUACUUCAACGGCAAGAUGCUGAACCACGGCUCUCGUUUCAAGAUGACGAGCGAAUUUGGAUUCGUGACCAUGGACAUGAUCGAAGUAUACUCCCGCGACCAGGGUAUCUACACCUGCAAGGCCUACAACAAGGCCGGGGAGGCCUUUACCUCCACGACCAUUUUCUGUUCGGACAAGGAAAACAUCAUUGAGUCCACCCAGCACCCGAAGGGAGCCGAGGGCUUGGAACAGAUCCAAGACCUGGAGGAUUCGCUGCGCAAAGAUGGCUCAAAGCCCGAGCAGCCGGAUCAGGGCAUUCCGCCGCGCUUCACCACCGAGUUUGUCAACAUUGCCGACAUCGGAGAAGGCGAACUGGCCCACUACGAGGCUAAUCUUGUCCCAGUGGGUGACCAGAGCAUGGUCAUCGAGUGGUUCUACAAUGGCAAGGUUCUGGAAGCCAGUCACCGCGUCCGCACCAUUUACGCAUUCGGCACGGUUGCCCUGGAGGUCCUUGGCACAAAAAUCGAAGACACCGGUACCUACACUUGCCGUGCCACAAAUAAAUACGGCACCGCCGAGACCAGCUGCACUUUGGAGUGCGUGGAUAAGCCGAGGGGCCAGAAACCACGCUUCACCUCUCACAUCCAGCCGCUGGAGGGCUUGAAGGACGGUCAGUCGGCCCACUUCGAGUGCACCUUGAUCCCCGUGAAUGACCCAGAUCUUAAGGUCGAGUGGUACCACAAUGGAAAGUUGAUGCGUCACUCCAACCGCAUCAAGACCGUCUCCGACUUUGGCUACGUCGUCCUAGAUAUUUCAUACCUUCAGGACCAUGACAGUGGUGAGUACGUGUGCCGUGCAUGGAACAAGUACGGCGAAGACUUUACUCGCACCACUCUUAACUGCGGCGGUCGCGGUGGAGUCUUCUACGACAGCCUCCAGCCGGACUCGCUGCAGAGGAUCAGGGAGCUGGAGUGCCCACAAGGUCAGCAGGCCGAUACCUCUGCUCCCCUGGUAGCCGAACCACCAAAGUUCAUCACCCAGAUCAGCGACGUCACCAAACUGGUGGAAGGCCAGUCGGCUCACUUCGAGGCUCGUCUGACCCCCAUAACCGAUCCCGACCUGGUGGUGGAGUGGUAUUUCAACGGCAAGAAACUGCCCCAUGGCCACCGAUUCCGCACCUUCCACGACUUUGGAAUCGUUAUUCUGGACAUUUUGUACUGCUACGAGGAGAACUCAGGAGUUUACGAAUGCAGGGCCUACAACAAAUACGGCGAGGACGUGACCCGGGCUUCACUGAAGUGCGCUUCGAAGGCCAGCCUUAUUCUGGACUCGCAACUACCGCGCGGAAUGGAGGGCGGUCUGGAGAAGAUCGCAAACUUGGAGUACAGCAUGGUGCGUACUCGCGACGAAACCACAGAGGAGACCAAGGGCAAGGCUCCGGUCUUCACUGUUCCGCUGGAGAACAUCGAAAAUCUGCGCGAGGGUGAGAACGCCCAUUUCGAGGCCAGGAUUACCCCUGCCGACGACCCCAAGUUAAAGGUCGAAUGGUACUGGAACGGACGUCCACUAAAGGCUGGUUCUCGGUUCCGUACCUUCUGCGACUUUGGCUUCGUCAUCCUCGAAAUCUCUCCUGUUUAUCCCGAAGACUCCGGCGAGUACUCUUGCCGUGCCAUCAACGAGUAUGGUGAGGCUGUGACCACCGCCACAAUGAAGAUCCAAGGCAAACGCAGCAUCAUCAUGGAGUCGCAGUUGCCAAAGGGCAUGGAAGGCACCAUAGAUCGCAUUGCCGAACUGGAGGGCCUGGGAUCUCGCAGCACUGAAUUUGUUCCGGAUGAUGACACUGGCAAGCCGCCUGAGUUCAUCACGACGCCCUUCGACAUGGUCAUCACGGAGAACUCGCUGGCCCACUUCGAGUGCCGCCUGCAGCCGAUCAACGACCCGUCAAUGCGCGUGGAUUGGUUCCACAAUGGCAAGGCCUUGUGGGCUGGAUCUCGCAUCAAGACAAUCAAUGACUUUGGCUUUGUGAUCCUUGAAAUUGCCGGAUGCUACCAGCGCGACACCGGAUUGUAUACCUGCAAGGCAACCAAUAAGCACGGCGAGGCCCAGGUCUCGUGCAAGCUGCAGGUCAAGGGUCGCCAGGGCAUCGUAAUGGAGCCCCAACUGCCGUCCAACUUCCGCACCGGCACUGAGAGCCUGCAGAAGCUGGAGGAGAGCAUGCACAAGCGCGAGGAGAUCGUAAUCGACGAGGAGCAGCCGAACCCGCCCAAGUUCAUCGAGGACAUCAAGGACAAUCUGGACGUGCCAGAGGGCGGUCCCAUACACUUCGACUGCCGCGUGGAGCCCGUGGGCGAUCCAUCCAUGCGUAUCGAGUGGUUCUACAACGGUCAUGUCAUGGCCACUGGCUCAAGAGUGCACCAGCUGAACGACUUCGGAUUCAUCGCCUUGGAUAUUGACUACAUCUAUGCCAGGGACUCUGGAGAGUACACUUGUCGGGCUACCAACAAGUGGGGCACUGCCACCACCACCGCCAAGGUAACCUGCAAGGGCAAGCACAACAUCGUCUACGAAUCGCAGCUGCCUGAGGGCAUGACCUCCGAGAAACUCAAGGAACUGGAGCGCGGUCGCAUCCCUGAGGCCCCGAAGGUAGUGGAACAAGAGUUCGGUCCGCCGAAGUUCGUCACCCAGAUCACCUCCGUAACCGUGGAUGAGGCAGAAGCCGUAAGAUUCGAAUGCCAGGUUGAGCCCAAGACCGAUCCCAGCCUGCGCGUUGAGUGGUACCGCAACGGCAAGCCACUUCCUUCCGGACAUCGGUACAGGAACAUCUUCGACAUGGGCUUCGUGUCCCUAGACAUUCUGUAUGUCUACGGCGAAGACUCCGGGGAGUAUGUGUGCCGUGCUAUUAAUAACCACGGCGAAGACCGCACCAAGGCCACCGUGUCUUGCAAGAAACUGCCAACUAUCCUGCUCCAGAACCAGGUGCCGCGCGGCAUGAAGCGUUCGGAGACUCUGACCCAAAUGGAAGCCACCAUCAAGAAGUACACUUCUGAGGUUCACCUGACCGAAGAUGACCUCUUCGACCCUGACCGCAAGCAGCCGCCUAGGUUUGUUACUCAGAUUAAGGAUCAGACCUCCCUUACCGAAAUGGCUGUGACCAAAUUCGAAUGCCAACUGGCUCCAGUGGGCGAUCCAAACAUGAAGGUUGAGUGGUUCUUCAAUGGCAAGCCCCUGUUAUACAAGAAUCGCUUCCAGCCAAUCUACGACUUUGGCUACGUAGCCAUGAACUUCGGCUGGGUUUACCCCGAGGACAGCGGAGAGUACGUGUGCCGGGCCACCAACUUGUACGGCAUGGACGAGACCCGUGCUAUCAUCAAAGUGGCUGGCAAACCAGGAAUCGUGUACGAUUCCCAGUUGCCCGCUCACAUGCAGAGCAUUGACCGCAUUCGCGAAAUGGAAGCCUCUUGGCAAGUGGUGCCUGAGGAGGUUGAUCCCGACGCCAAACCCAGAACCAAGCCGGUAUUUGUGAGCAAGCUGGAGCCCCAGAUUGUGGAGGAGGGCGAGCCCGCUCGAUUCUGUGUCCGCGUUACUGGCCACCCACGUCCCAGAGUCAUGUGGUUGAUCAAUGGUCACACCGUGGUGCAUGGCUCCCGGUACAAGCUGACCAACGACGGUAUGUUCCACAUGGAUAUUCCGAAGACCCGUCAGUACGACACCGGCAAGGUGGAGGUGAUUGCCCGCAACUCCGUGGGCGAAUCGAUCGCCACCACUGAGCUGAAGGUGGUUGCCCGUUCCGACGAUUACCGCAAUGUGCUAAAGAACUCUCCACGCCGCAUCGUUGGAUCGAAGGACUACCGCAAGCCGGAAUGGGUGACUCACAUGGAGGAGAUGCAGGUGGCCCUCAAAGAAACAGCAACCACUAAGGUGGAAAAACAAUCCAUACAGCAACAAGAACACGUGCAAGAACACGUAAAACAAGAACAAGUGCAGAUACAAAGUCAGUCUCAACAAAUAUUGCUAACGAAAACGAAAACCAAAAAGCGUAGGAAACACACACAACUCGAAACCCAGGAACUGGUUAUUGACGACUCCAUUUCCGAUCAAUACGAACACAGUGCAACACUGGCCCACGAAACAAGCACGGGCUCACCGCAGGCAGAAACUCUCGAUCAGAUUGACGAGCACCUGCCCACAUACGAGACACUAACCUUGCAAAACUUACCAAAGGACACGGUCGAAACCAUAGCAGUCACAGUCACCACAGAACUUUCUACACCCAAAGCCUUUCCAGCUCAGGUGCAGGAUGAAAUGUUGCCCCAAAAGGUAUUGCCCAUUCGUGAAGAGUGUCUGGUUCUUGAUGAGGUGGCGUUGCACAAGGAAAUCCCCACAGUGCAAGAGAGUAAGCUCAGGGAACAGGUGGAAGUUAGGCCAAAACACGCUGUGGACAUAGUCGAAACAGAAGUUACGGAGGCACCCAAAGAACUGAAGCCUUCCAGGAUUCCCAAAUCGGUGAAAGCUCAGCAGAAGCUAAAGGAGACGCGUCCAUUGUUGGUUGAAGCUCCAAUCACUGAGGAAAAAACCGAGGAAGUGCAGCCUUUUAAACCCGACGCCCAUAGGGCUCACGGAGACAUUGAGAUGUUCCAAGAACUGACCAAAGAACAACAGUCGUCCUUGGACACUUUUGAGCAGUUAAGAUCAAGUCAGGCGAUUGAGGAAACCGCUCGAUCAACAAUGCUGCACCAGGAGGGGGUCAUUAUCACAGAAGCUGUCAUCGACGAUACGAUUGUUCCAGAAAUCAGGCAGGAGAAACCACAAAGCGAGAAAAUUUCUCCCAGUAUUAUGGCGAAUACAGAAGUCAGCAUAAGCGAGUACCACCCAGAGGAUUCACUGGGAGAACUUCGUCUACCCAGUCUUGUUCGUACGGAGAGCUCUACCACAUCCGUAAUUGAGCACAAAGCUGUGAACACCUGUGCUUCGGAACCGUUGGACACAGUGGAUUUCUUGCCCACAGAUUCCCGGCCAAUCAAAUAUAAAGCUGAGGUGACCCUGAAACCCGAGGAUAUUCCAAUCGUGAUGCAGGAAAUUGAACCCUUCGAAAGUGUAUCAGACAGGAAACUUAUCGAGGAACGUAUUGCUAAAACUAAAGCAACGCAACAGUUGGUGUUAGUUGAGGGCGUGAUCAAUACUACAGCAGACUCCCAGAGCCCCACUGAUGAGAACAUACCCAUUUUUGAUAAAGACAUCAGGGAGGCUAAACCAGAUUUUCAAACACAAUUUCAUGUCACUACUUACGAAACAGUGCCGACCGAAGGAGCCUUAAAGGAUCUGGCAGACAUCACUGCCCCCAAAAUGGUUGAAGGAACUGUGUCCCAACCAAGUACUUUAACUAUUGGCGAAACUGAGGAAACUAACUUGGCAGAAUCAGCGAAAGCUUUUACGGAACCUGUAGUUGAAUUGGCGAAACCAGCUAAAAGGGCCUUGACCCAGGCUUAUGGAACCGCAGAGAGCGCCCAAGAGCCUCAGUUCGACGCUCUCGGUAUCGUCGCUGAUGAAGAUCGCAAGGCGGAGCACGGAAGAAUUAAGAUAAUUGAUGGAGAAAUCGUGGCGCAAAUUCAGACCCCAUUAGUUAUUGAAAGCGAACAAGAUAUGAGCUCCGAUACGCCAAAGUUUGAGGAUGCAAAGAUUAAUUUCGUGGAACAGGCUGCACUAAAUAUUGAACAGCUUACAAUGGCAGAAAACGAAUCGGUCAUGCAGACAGCUGUGCCACAAGCACCACAGUUGGCCGAGGGAAAAAUGGUGCCUGGUGAACUUAAGGCGAGCAGUGUUCUUGAAGUUCAGACUGGAAUAAGCUCAGGUGAAGUCUUAGCACAGGCCACAAAACCUGCGUCUGCGGUUCGGGCCUUUGAAACUUUGCCGAUUGGAGUUUCCAGCCGGCCAGGUGUAAUGGAAAGCAGUGGUCUCCUGGAACCAUGUCUACAACCUGAACACAAAACGGGAACUGUAACCCUGGAUGAAAAGCAAAUAUCUUUGGAGGUAACUAAUGUGCAAAUAACAGAAUCCAGUACGGAGCUGCCGGAAAAUCUUCCACAAAAACUGCUAUCCGAGCCCCAGCUAGUUCCCGACACUUUAAAGCACGCCACAGGCCUGGAGGUCAUUUCUAUGGAGUCCACAUCUGAUAAUAAGCAGGAAAGCAAGCCCUCAAUGUCUUUGGCACAAGUCAGUUUGUCUGCAAAUUAUGGAACCAAGGUCAGCCAACCGUCGGUACUAGAAAGUGUAGAGGAUCACCACAGGGAUCUGCAGCCCCAGCUGCAAACCUCGGACACGCAUUUUGGUUUGCUGCAGCCAUUGGAAACUACCACAUGCAUAACCCUGGAGAGUGAUACGACCUUUUCUCCUGAAGACUCUCAUUCCCUUCAGAACGCUUUUAUCGGAACAUCUCGUCCCUUGCAGGUGGCCGACACUACAAUUGCUGAACAUUUGGAGGUCAUUGAACAGCUUGCUGAGCAAAAACCUCAACAAUUGCAGGCAUAUUUAGGCAUGAACGAAAUCAACCUGCCACAUGUUGCCGAAGACGUACCACUAGAUGCAGUGCAAGAUUACACCUCAUCUGAGGUUGCAAAGCCAUCGGUCAGUAAUAUGCAAAUCGUAGAAGUAAUAUCAACCCUAAAUACAAGUACGACUAUUGUAAGCGAAGGAACGACGGAGUUACCGAAUAAAGAUCUUCCCGUUCAGAUUCUAGCUUCCUCAAAACUUAACGAAUUCCUACCAAAACCCUCCGUUACAGAACAGGCAGUCCUGGAAAAUGCUGCUGGCCUGAACACUGAGUUAGCUAAGCCCGCAGUGGUACAGCAGACCUUUAGUAGCUUUAAUGAAAUAAAUGUUUGCGAAACUGAAGCUUUGGAAAAAGAAGAUCUACUGGAAGGUGUUGCCCACCCAACUGAGCAACUGAUUAGUGUUGUCAUGGACACAACUUCAGCUGUUGCUCUAGUUCGAAAUGAGGACUCACUUGAGCUUGAACAAAAUCUUCAGAUUUCUAUGCCAAAAUCGGAACAGGCGAAGACCACUACAUCAGAGCUUCCUAAAUUGCCAAUUGUCGAAGACAUACAGGAAGUCCAAAGCGCUGGGGAUAUGGUUGACUUCAAAGUAUUCGACAAAUAUGCAUCCCCCCAAAUUGACAUUCUCAACGAAAUUAAAUCUUCUGAAGUCAUUGUUUAUGAUUCUGUUUCAAAGGACAUAGAAGUAUCGCAUUUAGACAAAGUUGCUGCUCAAAAGUCUCUAGUUUCACAGAAACACGUGACUGUGAGUGAAAACGUUGUAAUUGAUGAUACUAAACUAUUACAAGAUUUUCAAACUGAUCAACGAACUGCACAAAGAGUUCAGGAUAAUCUAAGUCAUUCAAUACUCGCGCAGGAUCUAAGCAUAUUGGAAUCAGAAAGUAGUCUGAAUGCUGAAACUACACAAGCCCAGACAGCAAAGCUUGGGGAAGACAUUCCCAGAUUUCAGGCAAAUCUUGUUGAAGAAGCUGUUUCUUAUGAAGCCAUGGGAAAACAAAAACCAUCUGAAAAAUAUAACGAGCAAAGUGCGGUAAUAACCCAUGAAUUAGCUCAAGUCCAGGCAACCGAAAUACAGCAAGUAGUUGACAGUGAAAUAAAUCUAAUAACUCCUGAACAAUCCUUUGCUUUAGCAAGUUCAAAUGCUGAGCCUUCGCUUCUGGGAUUGCCAGUUACAAUGAAAACAAUGACAGAGGAAAAAGUUGAUGAUUUGUAUUGUAAAAAACCCUCCGAGAAAACGGCUGAGGUUAACUAUGAAAAUAAGAAGCAUGAGGUGAAUGUUUGGGAUGUCCAAAGUAUAGAGGAGUCUGAGGAUCUGGCCAAACCAGAUAUGGAGACCUCAACGGCAGCCGAGUCAAUCGAUGUAAUGUUUAAGGCCAUUUCGGAGUCAGAUCAGCCACAAGUUUUCUUGAAGGAGUCGACUGUUUCGAUUUUGGCUCCCGUAGAGGUAAAAGCAAAAUCUGUGACCAAUCUGCUGCAAGAAACCACAAUAUCAGAUGUCUUUGCUCUUGAGUCUUCAGAACACAUUGAAGACUUUCAGGUCAGUGUAAAAGAAGCCCAAAUGAAGCUUUUUACAGAUGAAGCGUCCAAUAAAGUAAACGUUCGAACAAAAAACGUUCUUCUGCAUAAAGAAGAGAUUUUAGAAAAUACACUUAAAGAACGCUUUGGAAAGCCAUUAAUUGAAGGAUCGCAGCAGGAAAUGCUUGUAACCGAAAUUGUGCCUUUUGAAGAUGUGGAUAUACCACUUAUACCAGAAGGGCCAAACAAAUUGCAAGCCACCUCGACGACUAGUGACACAACCUACCAAUCACAUGUUGUAGAAACGCAAAUUGCUUUGGAGCUGGAAGGCAAAACCACUGAUGUGAUUGAAAGUAUUUUCCAAGCCAAAGUUAAAUCGGAUCACGUUAACAUUCAUAAAACCAUUCUUGAAGUCAACACCUAUGAAAAAACGAAAGACAUGAAGGAUGCAAAGAACCAGGACGCAUUUGGAAAGAUUUCCAAAGAUGUGGAAGUAGGCAAAGCUCAUGUGACGACAAUACAAUCAUCUUUCCUUAAAGAGGAUAUCCUCCCUCAAUUCGAUGCCCGAAACGAUAAAGCUCAAGUAUCUUCUGAGGAACUUAAAGCACUUGUAACUGAGGAGGUAGUAGGAUUGAGCUCCAUUCAAGAAACUUAUGAACUAAAAGUUCCACCUGAACACAAAGCGACUGUCAUACCUCAAAGACCCCGAGAAGCAACUGAAGUUUCUGAGCAAACCACAUUUGAAGAAAUUCCGGAUAUUGGCGCGCAACCAACUGAUACGCUUCAUACAAUCCCUACUCCUGUAGAAAUACUUUACAGCCCAGUAAAGAGUUCAAUAGUCAAUGUCUAUGAAAACAUAGAAGGCCAUGGAGAUUUUAAGCCAGAUAGUGCAAUACCAUCAUUUGAUGAGGCAAUACCUUCUGAAUUGAACGUUUCAGUUGUAGAAGAGGUGAUUGCAAUGCCAACUUUAGGCCUUCUCUCAGCGAAACACAAUGAGGAGUUGAUAGCGAUGCCGAAGUCAAUUCUACACAGAAACAUCAUAUGUAGCGAGCAACUUUCGUAUGAAGCUGAAAUUCCGCUUUUGGAAAACAAGGCACCAUCUACAGAGAAAGCUAUACAGGCGCCUGUUAACCAAAGAUUUGCACCUGUUAUAAAUGAAGAACAUGAAAAGGGGACAAUACAAGAGUUAACCGAUUUUCAAGUUGAAGAAACACGAGUUCUUUCUUCAAUUACCACUCAAAGUACGUAUCUAAGUGAACAGACACUAGCUCAUGAAGAAGUCAAUUUAUUAGAGAAUCAAGAACAAAAACACAAUAAGAAAGCAAAGAUAAGUUUUUCGACCAACACCAUAGCCACUACUGAACAGUUAGACACAUUCAACACAGAAGGAAGUGAAGUCAAGCCACAUACACCUGAAAAUAUACCUUCUGUAUUCGUCCACGAAGGCCUAAGAAACGUUAUACAAACAACACACUUUGUAUCGGAGUCUACACAUGACAUUCCACCACAGACUGAAUCUUCACACUUUGUAGAGGAGAUAAAAACAGAACCACUUGUUAGAGCAGACGACACUGAUAGACAUCCAAUUCAGGAAAAAGUUAAAAUAGAGAGUUCCACAAAACAAAAAUUAAAGAAAACGGUAACACCUAAAAUAGAUACAGAACAAACCACAAACACACCACACACUAAACCAAAGACACAAACUAUAAAUCAAGAAUCUGUCGAAACCAUAGCAACUGUCGAGGAGGAUGACAAAACACAUGCCAUCACCGUUGAAGAGUCAAAAACCAAAGAAAUGGUGCCCGAAACUAUUGAAGAACUUCCAGAGGAGGUUCGAGUUGUUGAAACCGUCUCCGAAGACGGCAAGCCGAAAAAGAAGAAGAUACGCACCCGUGUCAUCAAGAAGGUCAAGGGUGAUAAGCAGGAAGUCACCAAAAUCGAAACUGUCGAGGAGGAUGACAAAGCACCUGAGACAACGGUCACUGUCGAAGAAUCGGAAGCUGAGCCAGUCGUGGCACAACCUAUCGAAGAACUGCCCGAAGAGGUACGCGUUGUUGAAACCAUCUCCGAAGACGGCAAGCCGAAAAAGAAGAAGAUUCGCACCCGUGUCAUCAAGAAGGUCAAGGGUGAUAAGCAGGAAGUCACCAAAAUCGAAACUGUCGAGGAGGAUGACAAAGCACCUAAGACAACGGUCACUGUCGAAGAAUCUGAAGUCGAGCAGGUCGCGCCGGAAGCGAUUGAUGAACUUCCAGAGGAGGUCCGCGUUGUUGAAACCAUCUCCGAAGACGGCAAGCCUAAGAAGAAGAAGAUUCGCACCCGUGUCAUCAAGAAGGUCAAGGGUGAUAAGCAGGAAGUCACCAAAAUCGAAACUGUCGAGGAGGAUGACAAAGCACCUGAAACAACAGUCACAGUCGAAGAAUCUGAAGUCGAGCAGGUCGCGCCGGAUGCGAUUGAAGAACUUCCAGAGGAGGUCCGCGUUGUUGAAACCAUCUCCGAAGACGGCAAGCCUAAGAAGAAGAAGAUUCGCACCCGUGUCAUCAAGAAGGUCAAGGGUGAUAAGCAGGAAGUCACCAAAAUCGAAACUGUCGAGGAGGAUGACAAAGCUCCUGAGACAACAGUCACUGUAGAAGAAUCUGAAGUCGAGCAGGUCGUGCAGGAAGCGAUUGAAGAACUUCCAGAGGAGGUCCGCGUUGUUGAAACCAUCUCCGAAGACGGCAAGCCUAAGAAGAAGAAGAUUCGUACACGAGUCAUCAAGAAGGUCAAGGGUGAUAAGCAGGAAGUCACAAAAAUCGAAACGGUCGAGGAGGAUGACAAAGCUCCUGAGACAACAGUCACUGUCGAAGAAUCUGAAGUCGAGCAGGUCGUGCAGGAAGCCAUUGAAGAACUUCCAGAGGAGGUUCGCGUUGUUGAAACCAUCUCCGAAGAAGGCAAGCCUAAAAAGAAGAAGAUUCGCACCCGUGUCAUCAAGAAGGUCAAGGGUGAUAAACAGGAAGUCACCAAAAUCGAAACUGUCGAGGAGGACGACAAAGCUCCUGAGACUUCAGUCACUGUCGAAGAAUCUGUAGUCGAGCAGGUUGCGCCGGAAGCCAUUGAAGAACUUCCAGAAGAGGUUCGCGUUGUUGAAACCAUCUCCGAAGACGGCAAGUCUAAGAAGAAGAAGAUUCGCACCCGUGUCAUCAAGAAGGUCAAGGGUGAUAAGCAGGAAGUCACCAAAAUCGAAACUGUCGAGGAGGAUGACAAAGCUCCUGAGACAACAGUCACAGUCGAAGAAUCGGAAGUCGAGCAGGUCGCGCCGGAAGCCAUUGAAGAACUUCCAGAGGAGGUUCGCGUUGUUGAAACCAUCUCCGAAGAAGGCAAGUCUAAGAAGAAGAAGAUUCGCACCCGUGUCAUCAAGAAGAUCAAGGGUGAUAAGCAGGAAGUCACCAAAAUCGAAACUGUCGAGGAGGAUGACAAAGCACCUGAAACAACAGUCACAGUCCAAGAAUCUGAAGUCGAGCAGGUUGCGCCGGAAGCCAUUGAAGAACUUCCAGAAGAGGUUCGCGUUGUUGAAACCAUCUCCGAAGACGGCAAGCCUAAGAAGAAGAAGAUUCGCACCCGUGUCAUCAAGAAGGUCAAGGGUGAUAAACAGGAAGUCACCAAAAUCGAAACUGUCGAGGAGGACGACAAAGCUCCUGAGACAUCAGUCACUGUCGAAGAAUCUGUAGUCGAGCAGGUUGCGCCGGAAGCCAUUGAAGAACUUCCAGAAGAGGUUCGCGUUGUUGAAACCAUCUCCGAAGACGGCAAGCCGAAAAAGAAGAAGAUUCGCACCCGUGUCAUCAAGAAGGUCAAGGGUGAUAAACAGGAAGUCACCAAAAUCGAAACUGUCGAGGAGGAUGACAAAGCUCCUGAGACAACAGUCACAGUCGAAGAAUCGGAAGUCGAGCAGGUCGCGCCGGAAGCCAUUGAAGAACUUCCAGAGGAGGUUCGCGUUGUUGAAACCAUCUCCGAAGACGGCAAGCCUAAGAAGAAGAAGAUUCGCACCCGAGUCAUCAAGAAGGUCAAGGGUGAUAAGCAGGAAGUCACCAAAAUCGAAACUGUCGAGGAGGACGACAAAGCUCCUGAGACAUCAGUCACUGUCGAAGAAUCUGUAGUCGAGCAGGUUGCGCCGGAAGCCAUUGAAGAACUUCCAGAAGAGUUUCGCGUUGUUGAAACCAUCUCCGAAGACGGCAAGCCUAAGAAGAAGAAGAUUCGCACCCGUGUCAUCAAGAAGGUCAAGGGUGAUAAGCAGGAAGUCACCAAAAUCGAAACAGUCGAGGAGGAUGACAAAGCUCCUGAGACAUCAGUCACUGUCGAAGAAUCGGAAGUCGAGCAGGUCGUGCCGGAAGCCAUUGAAGAACUUCCAGAGGAGGUUCGCGUUGUUGAAACCAUCUCCGAAGAAGGCAAGCCUAAAAAGAAGAAGAUUCGUACCCGUGUCAUCAAGAAGGUCAAGGGUGAUAAGCAGGAAGUCACCAAAAUCGAAACAGUCGAGGAGGAUGACAAAGCUUCUGAGACAACAGUCACAGUCGAAGAAUCGGAAGUCGAGCAGGUCGUGCCGGAAGCCAUUGAAGAACUUCCAGAGGAGGUUCGCGUUGUUGAAACCAUCUCCGAAGACGGCAAGCCUAAGAAGAAGAAGAUUCGCACCCGAGUCAUCAAGAAGGUCAAGGGUGAUAAACAGGAAGUAACCAAAAUCGAAACUGUCGAGGAGGAUGACAAAGCACCUGAAACAACAGUCACUGUCGAAGAAUCUGAAGUCGAUCAGGUCGUGCCGGAAGCCAUUGAAGAACUUCCAGAGGAGGUUCGCGUUGUUGAAACCAUCUCCGAAGACGGCAAACCUAAGAAGAAGAAGAUUCGCACCCGAGUCAUCAAGAAGGUCAAGGGUGAUAAACAGGAAGUAACCAAAAUCGAAACUGUCGAGGAGGAUGACAAAGCACCUGAGACAACGGUCACUGUCGAAGAAUCUGUAGUCGAGCAGGUUCCGCCGGAAGCCAUUGAAGAACUUCCAGAAGAGGUUCGCGUUGUUGAAACCAUCUCCGAAGACGGCAAGCCGAAAAAGAAGAAGAUUCGCACACGAGUCAUCAAGAAGGUCAAGGGUGAUAAACAGGAAGUCACCAAAAUCGAAACUGUCGAGGAGGAUGACAAAGCACCUGAGACAACGGUCACUGUCGAAGAAUCUGCAGUCGAGCAGGUCGCGCCGGAAGCCAUUGAAGAACUUCCAGAGGAGGUUCGCGUUGUUGAAACCAUCUCCGAAGAAGGCAAGCCUAAGAAGAAGAAGAUUCGCACCCGUGUCAUCAAGAAGGUCAAGGGUGAUAAGCAGGAAGUCACCAAAAUCGAAACUGUCGAGGAGGAUGACAAAGCACCUGAGACAACGGUCACUGUCGAAGAAUCUGAAGUCGAGCAGGUCGUGCAGGAAGCCAUUGAAGAACUUCCAGAGGAGGUUCGCGUUGUUGAAACCAUCUCCGAAGACGGCAAGCCUAAGAAGAAGAAGAUUCGCACCCGAGUCAUCAAGAAGGUCAAGGGUGAUAAGCAGGAAGUCACCAAAAUCGAAACUGUCGAGGAGGAUGACAAAGCACCUGAGACAACAGUCACAGUCGAAGAAUCGGAAGUCGAGCAGGUCGUGCCGGAAGCCAUUGAAGAACUUCCAGAGGAGGUUCGCGUUGUUGAAACCAUCUCCGAAGAAGGCAAGCCUAAGAAGAAGAAGAUUCGCACCCGUGUCAUCAAGAAGGUCAAGGGUGAUAAGCAGGAAGUCACCAAAAUCGAAACUGUCGAGGAGGAUGACAAAGCACCUGAGACAACGGUCACUGUCGAAGAAUCUGAAGUCGAGCAGGUCGUGCCGGAAGCCAUUGAAGAACUUCCAGAGGAGGUUCGCGUUGUUGAAACCAUCUCCGAAGAAGGCAAGCCUAAAAAGAAGAAGAUUCGCACCCGUGUCAUCAAGAAGGUCAAGGGUGAUAAGCAGGAAGUCACCAAAAUCGAAACUGUCGAGGAGGAUGACAGAGCACCUGAGACAACGGUCACUGUCGAAGAAUCUGAAGUCAAGCAGGUCGCGCCGGAAGCCAUUGAAGAACUUCCAGAGGAGAUUCGCGUUGUGGAAACAAUCUCCGAAGACGGCAAGCCUAAGAAGAAGAAGAUUCGCACCCGUGUCAUCAAGAAGGUCAAGGGUGAUAAACAAGAAGUCACCAAAAUCGAAACUGUCGAGGAGGACGACAAAGCUCCUGAGACAACAGUCACUGUCGAAGAAUCUGAAGUCGGUCAGGUCGUGCCGGAAGCCAUUGAAGAACUUCCAGAGGAGGUUCGCGUUGUUGAAACCAUCUCCGAAGACGGCAAGCCUAAGAAGAAGAAGAUUCGCACCCGUGUCAUCAAGAAGGUCAAGGGUGAUAAGCAGGAAGUCACCAAAAUCGAAACUGUCGAGGAGGAUGACAAAGCACCUGAGACAACGGUCACUGUCGAAGAAUCUGAAGUCGAGCAGGUCCUGCCGGAAGCCAUUGAAGAACUUCCAGAGGAGGUUCGCGUUGUUGAAACCAUCUCCGAAGAAGGCAAGCCUAAAAAGAAGAAGAUUCGCACCCGUGUCAUCAAGAAGGUCAAGGGUGAUAAGCAGGAAGUCACCAAAAUCGAAACUGUCGAGGAGGAUGACAAAGCUCCUGAGACAACAGUCACUGUCGAAGAAUCUGAAGUCGAGCAGGUCGCGCCGGAAGCCAUUGAAGAACUUCCAGAGGAGAUUCGCGUUGUGGAAACAAUCUCCGAAGACGGCAAGCCUAAGAAGAAAAAGAUUCGCACCCGUGUCAUCAAGAAGGUCAAGGGUGAUAAACAAGAAGUCACCAAAAUCGAAACUGUCGAGGAGGACAACAAAGCUCCUGAGACAACAGUCACUGUCGAAGAAUCUGAAGUCGAGCAGGUUGCGCCGGAAGCCAUUGAAGAACUUCCAGAAGAGGUUCGCGUUGUUGAAACCAUCUCCGAAGACGGCAAGCCGAAAAAGAAGAAGAUUCGCACACGAGUCAUCAAGAAGGUCAAGGGUGAUAAACAGGAAGUCACCAAAAUCGAAACUGUCGAGGAGGACGACAAAGCUCCUGAGACAACAGUCACUGUCGAAGAAUCUGUAGUCGAGCAGGUUGCGCCGGAAGCCAUUGAAGAACUUCCAGAAGAGGUUCGCGUUGUUGAAACCAUCUCCGAAGACGGCAAGCCGAAAAAGAAGAAGAUUCGCACACGAGUCAUCAAGAAGGUCAAGGGUGAUAAACAGGAAGUCACCAAAAUCGAAACUGUCGAGGAGGAUGACAAAGCACCUGAGACAACGGUCACUGUCGAAGAAUCUGAAGUCGAGCAGGUCGCGCCGGAAGCCAUUGAAGAACUUCCAGAGGAGGUUCGCGUUGUUGAAACCAUCUCCGAAGACGGCAAGCCGAAAAAGAAGAAGAUUCGCACCCGUGUCAUCAAGAAGGUCAAGGGUGACAAACAGGAAGUCACCAAAAUCGAAACUGUCGAGGAGGACGACAAAGCUCCUGAAACAACAGUCACUGUCGAAGAAUCUGUAGUCGAGCAGGUUGCGCCGGAAGCCAUUGAAGAACUUCCAGAAGAGGUUCGCGUUGUUGAAACCAUCUCCGAAGACGGCAAGCCGAAAAAGAAGAAGAUUCGCACCCGUGUCAUCAAGAAGGUCAAGGGUGAUAAACAGGAAGUCACCAAAAUCGAAACUGUCGAGGAGGACGACAAAGCUCCUGAGACAACAGUCACUGUCGAAGAAUCUGAAGUCGAGCAGGUCGCGCCGGAAGCCAUUGAAGAACUUCCAGAGGAGGUUCGCGUUGUUGAAACCAUCUCCGAAGACGGCAAGCCGAAAAAGAAGAAGAUUCGCACCCGUGUCAUCAAGAAGGUCAAGGGUGAUAAACAGGAAGUCACCAAAAUCGAAACUGUCGAGGAGGACGACAAAGCUCCUGAGACAACAGUCACUGUCGAAGAAUCUGAAGUCGAGCAGGGCGCGCCGGAAGCCAUUGAAGAACUUCCAGAGGAGGUUCGAGUUGUUGAAACCAUCUCCGAAGAAGGCAAGCCCAAGAAGAAGAAGAUUCGCACCCGUGUCAUCAAGAAGGUCAAGGGUGAUAAGCAGGAAGUCACCAAAAUCGAAACUGUCGAGGAGGACGACAAAGCUCCUGAGACAACAGUCACUGUCGAAGAAUCUGAAGUCGAUCAGGUCGUGCCGGAAGCCAUUGAAGAACUUCCAGAGGAGGUUCGCGUUGUUGAAACCAUCUCCGAAGACGGCAAACCUAAGAAGAAGAAGAUUCGCACCCGUGUCAUCAAGAAGGUCAAGGGUGAUAAGCAGGAAGUCACCAAAAUCGAAACUGUCGAGGAGGACGACAAAGCUCCUGAGACAACAGUCACUGUCGAAGAAUCUAAAGUCGAGCAGGUCGCGCCGGAAGCCAUUGAAGAACUUCCAGAGGAGGUUCGCGUUGUUGAAACCAUCUCCGAAGAAGGCAAGCCUAAGAAGAAGAAGAUUCGCACCCGAGUCAUCAAGAAGGUCAAGGGUGAUAAGCAGGAAGUCACCAAAAUCGAAACUGUCGAGGAGGAUGACAAAGCUCCUGAGACAACAGUCACUGUCGAAGAAUCGGAAGUCGAGCAGGUCGCGCCGGAAGCCAUUGAAGAACUUCCAGAGGAGGUUCGCGUUGUUGAAACCAUCUCCGAAGACGGCAAGCCUAAGAAGAAGAAGAUUCGCACCCGUGUCAUCAAAAAGGUCAAGGGUGAUAAGCAGGAAGUCACCAAAAUCGAAACUGUCGAGGAGGAUGACAAAGCACCUGAAACAACAGUCACAGUCAAAGAAUCUGAAGUCGAGCAGGUUGCGCCGGAAGCCAUUGAAGAACUUCCAGAGGAGGUUCGCGUUGUUGAAACCAUCUCUGAAGACGGCAAGCCUAAGAAGAAGAAGAUUCGUACCCGUGUCAUCAAGAAGGUCAAGGGUGAUAAGCAGGAAGUCACAAAAAUCGAAACUGUCGAGGAGGAUGACAAAGCUCCUAAGACAACAGUCACUGUCGAAGAAUCUGAAGUCGAUCAGGUCGCGCCGGAAGCCAUUGAAGAACUUCCAGAGGAGGUUCGCGUUGUUGAAACAAUCUCCGAAGACGGCAAGCCUAAGAAGAAGAAGAUUCGCACCCGUGUCAUCAAGAAGGUCAAGGGUGACAAACAGGAAGUCACCAAAAUCGAAACUGUCGAGGAGGAUGACAAAGCUCCUGAGACAACAGUCACUGUCGAAGAAUCUGAAGUCGAUCAGGUCAAGCCGGAAGCCAUUGAAGAACUUCCAGAGGAGGUUCGUGUUGUUGAAACCAUCUCCGAAGACGGCAAGCCAAAGAAGAAGAAGAUUCGCACCCGUGUCAUCAAGAAGGUCAAGGGUGACAAACAGGAAGUCACCAAAAUCGAAACUGUCGAGGAGGACGACAAAGCUCCUGAGACAACAGUCACUGUCGAAGAAUCGGAAGUCGAGCAGGUCGCGCCGGAAGCCAUUGAAGAACUUCCAGAGGAGGUUCGCGUUGUUGAAACCAUCUCCGAAGACGGCAAGCCUAAGAAGAAGAAGAUUCGUACCCGUGUCAUUAAAAAGGUCAAGGGUGAUAAACAGGAAGUCACCAAAAUCGAAACUGUCGAGGAGGAUGACAAAGCUCCUGAGACAACAGUCACUGUCGAAGAAUCUGAAGUCGAUCAGGUCGAGCCGGAAGCCAUUGAAGAACUUCCAGAGGAGGUUCGCGUUGUUGAAACCAUCUCUGAAGACGGCAAGCCUAAGAAGAAGAAGAUUCGCACCCGUGUCAUCAAGAAGGUCAAGGGUGACAAACAGGAAGUCACCAAAAUCGAAACUGUCGAGGAGGAUGACAAAGCUCCUGAGACAACAGUCACUGUCGAAGAAUCUGAAGUCGAUCAGCUCAAGCCGGAAGCCAUUGAAGAACUUCCAGAGGAGGUUCGUGUUGUUGAAACCAUCUCCGAAGACGGCAAGCCAAAGAAGAAGAAGAUUCGCACCCGUGUCAUCAAGAAGGUCAAGGGUGACAAACAGGAAGUCACCAAAAUCGAAACUGUCGAGGAGGACGACAAAGCUCCUGAGACAACAGUCACUGUCGAAGAAUCGGAAGUCGAGCAGGUCGCGCCGGAAGCCAUUGAAGAACUUCCAGAGGAGGUUCGCGUUGUUGAAACCAUCUCCGAAGACGGCAAGCCUAAGAAGAAGAAGAUUCGUACCCGUGUCAUUAAAAAGGUCAAGGGUGAUAAGCAGGAAGUCACCAAAAUCGAAACUGUCGAGGAGGAUGACAAAGCUCCUGAGACAACAGUCACUGUCGAAGAAUCUGAAGUCGAUCAGGUCGAGCCGGAAGCCAUUGAAGAACUUCCAGAGGAGGUUCGCGUUGUUGAAACCAUCUCCGAAGACGGCAAGCCUAAGAAGAAGAAGAUUCGCACCCGUGUCAUCAAGAAGGUCAAGGGUGACAAACAGGAAGUCACCAAAAUCGAAACUGUAGAGGAGGAUGACAAAGCUCCUGAGACAACAGUCACUGUCGAAGAAUCUGAAGUCGAUCAGGUCGAGCCGGAAGCCAUUGAAGAACUUCCAGAGGAGGUUCGUGUUUUUGAAACCAUCUCCGAAGACGGCAAGCCUAAGAAGAAGAAGAUUCGCACCCGUGUCAUCAAGAAGGUCAAGGGUGAUAAGCAGGAAGUCACCAAAAUCGAAACUGUCGAGGAGGACGACAAAGCUCCUGAAACAAAAGUCACAGUCGAAGAAUCUGAAGUCGAGCAGGUCGUGCCGGAAGCCAUUGAAGAACUUCCAGAGGAGGUUCGCGUUGUUGAAACCAUCUCCGAAGACGGCAAGCCGAAGAAGAAGAAGAUUCGCACCCGUGUCAUCAAGAAGGUCAAGGGUGACAAACAGGAAGUCACCAAAAUCGAAACUGUCGAGGAGGAUGACAAAGCUCCUGAGACAACAGUCACAGUCGAAGAAUCUGAAGUCGAGCAGGUCGCGCCGGAAGCCAUUGAAGAACUUCCAGAGGAGGUUCGCGUUGUUGAAACCAUCUCUGAAGACGGCAAGCCUAAGAAGAAGAAGAUUCGCACCCGUGUCAUCAAGAAGGUCAAGGGUGAUAAGCAGGAAGUCACCAAAAUCGAAACUGUCGAGGAGGAUGACAGAGCACCUGAAAUAACAGUCACAGUCGAAGAAUCUGAAGUCGAUCAGGUCGUGCCGGAAGCCAUUGAAGAACUUCCAGAGGAGGUUCGCGUUGUUAAAACCAUCUCCGAAGACGGCAAGCCGAAAAAGAAGAAGAUUCGCACCCGUGUCAUCAAGAAGGUCAAGGGUGACAAACAGGAAGUCACCAAAAUCGAAACUGUCGAGGAGGAUGACAAAGCUCCUGAGACAAUAGUCACAGUCGAAGAAUCGGAAGUCGAGCAGGUCGCGCCGGAAGCCAUUGAAGAACUUCCAGAGGAGGUUCGCGUUGUUGAAACCAUCUCUGAAGACGGCAAGCCUAAGAAGAAGAAGAUUCGUACCCGUGUCAUCAAGAAGGUCAAUGGUGACAAACAGGAAGUCACCAAAAUCGAAACUGUCGAGGAGGAUGACAAAGCUCCUGAGACAACAGUCACUGUCGAAGAAUCUGAAGACGAUCAGGUCGUGCCGGAAGCCAUUGAAGAACUUCCAGAGGAGGUUCGCGUUGUUGAAACCAUCUCUGAAGACGGCAAGCCUAAGAAGAAGAAGAUUCGUACCCGUGUCAUCAAGAAGGUCAAUGGUGACAAACAGGAAGUCACCAAAAUCGAAACUGUCGAGGAGGAUGACAAAGCUCCUGAGACAACAGUCACUGUCGAAGAAUCUGAAGACGAUCAGGUCGUGCCGGAAGCCAUUGAAGAACUUCCAGAGGAGGUUCGCGUUGUUGAAACCAUCUCUGAAGACGGCAAGCCUAAGAAGAAGAAGAUUCGUACCCGUGUCAUCAAGAAGGUCAAGGGUGACAAACAGGAAGUCACCAAAAUCGAAACUGUCGAGGAGGAUGACAAAGCUCCUGAGACAACAGUCACUGUCGAAGAAUCUGAAGUCGAGCAGGUUGCGCCGGAAGCCAUUGAAGAACUUCCAGAAGAGGUUCGCGUUGUUGAAACCAUCUCCGAAGACGGCAAGCCGAAAAAGAAGAAGAUUCGCACCCGUGUUAUCAAGAAGGUCAAGGGUGAUAAGCAGGAAGUCACCAAAAUCGAAACUGUCGAGGAGGAUGACAAAGCUCCUGAGACAACAGUCACUGUCGAAGAAUCUGAAGUCGAUCAGGUCGCGCCGGAAGCCAUUGAAGAACUUCCAGAGGAGGUUCGCGUUGUUGAAACCAUCUCUGAAGACGGCAAGCCGAAAAAGAAGAAGAUUCGCACCCGUGUCAUCAAGAAGGUCAAGGGUGACAAACAGGAAGUCACCAAAAUCGAAACUGUCGAGGAGGAUGACAAAGCUCCUGAGACAACAGUCACUGUCGAAGAAUCGGAAGUCGAGCAGGUCGCGCCGGAAGCCAUUGAAGAACUUCCAGAGGAGGUUCGCGUUGUUGAAACCAUCUCUGAAGACGGCAAACCGAAAAAGAAGAAGAUUCGCACCCGUGUCAUCAAGAAGGUCAAGGGUGACAAACAUGAAGUCACCAAAAUCGAAACUGUCGAGGAGGAUGACAAAGCUCCUGAGACAACAGUCACUGUCGAAGAAUCGGAAGUCGAGCAGGUCGCGCUGGAAGCCAUUGAAGAACUUCCAGAGGAGGUUCGCGUUGUUGAAACCAUCUCUGAAGACGGCAAGCCGAAAAAGAAGAAGAUUCGCACCCGUGUCAUCAAGAAGGUCAAGGGUGACAAACAGGAAGUCACCAAAAUCGAAACUGUCGAGGAGGAUGACAAAGCUCCUGAGACAACAGUCACUGUCGAAGAAUCGAAAGUCGAGCAGGUCGCGCCGGAAGCCAUUGAAGAACUUCCAGAGGAGGUUCGCGUUGUUGAAACCAUCUCCGAAGACGGCAAGCCUAAGAAGAAGAAGAUUCGCACCCGAGUCAUCAAGAAGGUCAAGGGUGAUAAGCAGGAAGUCACCAAAAUCGAAACUGUCGAGGAGGACGACAAAGCUCCUGAGACAACAGUCACUGUCGAAGAAUCGGAAGUCGAGCAGGUCGCGCCGGAAGCCAUUGAAGAACUUCCAGAAGAGGUUCGCGUUGUUGAAACCAUCUCCGAAGACGGCAAGCCGAAAAAGAAGAAGAUUCGCACACGAGUCAUCAAGAAGGUCAAGGGUGAUAAGCAGGAAGUCACCAAAAUCGAAACUGUCGAGGAGGAUGACAAAGUUCCUGAGACAACAGUCACAGUCGAAGAAUCGGAAGUCGAGCAGGUCGCGCCGGAAGCCAUUGAAGAACUUCCAGAGGAGGUUCGCGUUGUUGAAACCAUCUCCGAAGACGGCAAGCCGAAAAAGAAGAAGAUUCGCACCCGUGUCAUCAAGAAGGUCAAGGGUGAUAAGCAGGAAGUCACCAAAAUCGAAACAGUCGAGGAGGAUGACAAAGCUCCUGAGACAACAGUCACUGUCGAAGAAUCGGAAGUCGAGCAGGUCGCGCCGGAAGCCAUUGAAGAACUUCCAGAGGAGGUUCGCGUUGUUGAAACCAUCUCUGAAGACGGCAAGCCUAAGAAGAAGAAGAUUCGUACCCGUGUCAUCAAGAAGGUCAAGGGUGACAAACAGGAAGUCACCAAAAUCGAAACUGUCGAGGAGGAUGACAAAGCUCCUGAGACAACAGUCACUGUCGAAGAAUCUGAAGUCGAUCAGGUCGUGCCGGAAGCCAUUGAAGAACUUCCAGAGGAGGUUCGCGUUGUUGAAACCAUCUCCGAAGACGGCAAGCCGAAAAAGAAGAAGAUUCGCACCCGUGUCAUCAAGAAGGUCAAGGGUGAUAAGCAGGAAGUCACCAAAAUCGAAACUGUCGAGGAGGAUGACAAAGCACCUGAAAUAACAGUCACAGUCGAAGAAUCUGAAGUCGAGCAGGUCGUGCCGGAAGCCAUUGAAGAACUUCCAGAGGAGGUUCGCGUUGUUGAAACCAUCUCCGAAGACGGCAAGCCGAAAAAGAAGAAGAUUCGCACCCGUGUCAUCAAGAAGGUCAAGGGUGACAAACAGGAAGUCACCAAAAUCGAAACAGUCGAGGAGGAUGACAAAGCUCCUGAGACAACAGUCACUGUCGAAGAAUCUGAAGUCGAGCAGGUCGCGCCGGAAGCCAUUGAAGAACUUCCAGAGGAGGUUCGCGUUGUUGAAACCAUCUCCGAAGACGGCAAGCCAAAAAAGAAGAAGAUUCGCACCCGUGUCAUCAAGAAGGUCAAGGGUGAUAAGCAGGAAGUCACCAAAAUCGAAACUGUCGAGGAGGAUGACAAAGCUCCUGAGACAACAGUCACUGUCGAAGAAUCUGAAGUCGAUCAGGUCGUGCCGGAAGCCAUUGAAGAACUUCCAGAGGAGGUUCGCGUUGUUGAAACCAUCUCCGAAGACGGCAAGCCGAAAAAGAAGAAGAUUCGCACCCGUGUCAUCAAGAAGGUCAAGGGUGAUAAGCAGGAAGUCACCAAAAUCGAAACAGUCGAGGAGGAUGACAAAGCUCCUGAGACAACAGUCACUGUCGAAGAAUCUGAAGUCGAGCAGGUCGCGCCGGAAGCCAUUGAAGAACUUCCAGAAGAGGUUCGCGUUGUUGAAACCAUCUCCGAAGACGGCAAGCCGAAAAAGAAGAAGAUUCGCACACGAGUCAUCAAGAAGGUCAAGGGUGAUAAGCAGGAAGUCACCAAAAUCGAAACUGUCGAGGAGGAUGACAAAGUUCCUGAGACAACAGUCACAGUCGAAGAAUCGGAAGUCGAGCAGGUCGCGCCGGAAGCCAUUGAAGAACUUCCAGAGGAGGUUCGCGUUGUUGAAACCAUCUCCGAAGACGGCAAGCCGAAAAAGAAGAAGAUUCGCACCCGUGUCAUCAAGAAGGUCAAGGGUGACAAACAGGAAGUCACCAAAAUCGAAACAGUCGAGGAGGAUGACAAAGCUCCUGAGACAACAGUCACUGUCGAAGAAUCUGAAGUCGAGCAGGUCGCGCCGGAAGCCAUUGAAGAACUUCCAGAGGAGGUUCGCGUUGUUGAAACCAUCUCCGAAGACGGCAAGCCAAAAAAGAAGAAGAUUCGCACCCGUGUCAUCAAGAAGGUCAAGGGUGAUAAGCAGGAAGUCACCAAAAUCGAAACUGUCGAGGAGGAUGACAAAGCUCCUGAGACAACAGUCACUGUCGAAGAAUCUGAAGUCGAUCAGGUCGUGCCGGAAGCCAUUGAAGAACUUCCAGAGGAGGUUCGCGUUGUUGAAACCAUCUCCGAAGACGGCAAGCCGAAAAAGAAGAAGAUUCGCACCCGUGUCAUCAAGAAGGUCAAGGGUGAUAAGCAGGAAGUCACCAAAAUCGAAACAGUCGAGGAGGAUGACAAAGCUCCUGAGACAACAGUCACUGUCGAAGAAUCGGAAGUCGAGCAGGUCGCGCCGGAAGCCAUUGAAGAACUUCCAGAGGAGGUUCGCGUUGUUGAAACCAUCUCCGAAGACGGCAAGCCAAAAAAGAAGAAGAUUCGCACCCGUGUCAUCAAGAAGGUCAAGGGUGGUAAGCAGGAAGUCACCAAAAUCGAAACUGUCGAGGAGGAUGACAAAGCUCCUGAGACAACAGUCACAGUCGAAGAAACUGAAGUCGAUCAGGUCGUGCCGGAAGCCAUUGAAGAACUUCCAGAAGAGGUUCGCGUUGUUGAAACCAUCUCUGAAGACGGCAAGCUUAAGAAGAAGAAGAUUCGCACCCGUGUCAUCAAAAAGGUCAAGGGUAACAAACAGGAAGUCACCAAAAUCGAAACUGUCGAGGAGGAUGACCAAGCUCCUGAGACAACAGUCACUGUCGAAGAAUCUGAAGUCGAGCUGGUCGUGCCGGAAGCCAUUGAAGAACUUCCAGAAGAGGUUCGCGUUGUUGAAACCAUCUCCGAAGACGGCAAGCCGAAAAAGAAGAAGAUUCGCACCCGUGUCAUCAAGAAGGCCAAGGGUGAUAAGCAGGAAGUCACCAAAAUCGAAACUGUCGAGGAGGAUGACAAAGCACCUGAAAUAACAGUCACAGUCGAAGAAUCUGAAGUCGAGCAGGUCGUGCCGGAAGCCAUUGAAGAACUUCCAGAGGAGGUUCGCGUUGUUGAAACCAUCUCCGAAGACGGCAAGCCGAAAAAGAAGAAGAUUCGCACCCGUGUCAUCAAGAAGGUCAAGGGUGGUAAGCAGGAAGUCACCAAAAUCGAAACUGUCGAGGAGGAUGACAAAGCUCCUGAGACAACAGUCACAGUCGAAGAAACUGAAGUCGAUCAGGUCGUGCCGGAAGCCAUUGAAGAACUUCCAGAAGAGGUUCGCGUUGUUGAAACCAUCUCUGAAGACGGCAAGCUUAAGAAGAAGAAGAUUCGCACCCGUGUCAUCAAAAAGGUCAAGGGUGACAAACAGGAAGUCACCAAAAUCGAAACUGUCGAGGAGGAUGACCAAGCUCCUGAGACAACAGUCACUGUCGAAGAAUCUGAAGUCGAGCAGGUCGUGCCGGAAGCCAUUGAAGAACUUCCAGAAGAGGUUCGCGUUGUUGAAACCAUCUCCGAAGACGGCAAGCCGAAAAAGAAGAAGAUUCGCACCCGUGUCAUCAAGAAGGUCAAGGGUGACAAACAGGAAGUCACCAAAAUCGAAACUGUCGAGGAGGAUGACAAAGCUCCUGAGACAACAGUCACAGUCGAAGAAACUGAAGUCGAUCAGGUCGUGCCGGAAGCCAUUGAAGAACUUCCAGAAGAGGUUCGCGUUGUUGAAACCAUCUCCGAAGACGGCAAGCCGAAAAAGAAGAAGAUUCGUACCCGUGUCAUCAAGAAGGUCAAGGGUGACAAACAGGAAGUCACCAAAAUCGAAACUGUUGAGGAGGAUGACAAAGCUCCUGAGACAACAGUCACAGUCGAAGAAACUGAAGUCGAGCAGGUCGCGCCGGAAGCCAUUGAAGAACUUCCAGAGGAGGUUCGCGUUGUUGAAACCAUCUCCGAAGACGGCAAGCCUAAGAAGAAGAAGAUUCGUACCCGUGUCAUCAAGAAGGUCAAGGGUGACAAACAGGAAGUCACCAAAAUCGAAACUGUCGAGGAGGAUGACAAAGCUCCUGAGACAACAGUCACUGUCGAAGAAUCGGAAGUCGAGCAGGUCGCGCCGGAAGCCAUUGAAGAACUUCCAGAGGAGGUUCGCGUUGUUGAAACCAUCUCUGAAGACGGCAAGCCUAAGAAGAAGAAGAUUCGUACCCGUGUCAUCAAGAAGGUCAAGGGUGACAAACAGGAAGUCACCAAAAUCGAAACUGUUGAGGAGGAUGACAAAGCUCCUGAGACAACAGUCACAGUCGAAGAAACUGAAGUCGAGCAUGUCGUGCCGGAAGCCAUUAUUGAAAAAUCAGAUAAAGUCAAGCGUAAAAAAACAGUUGUAAAGAAGGAUUUGGAAGGAAUUGUUCAAGAAGACACUACACUUAAACACCUUGAAGCUAACGAGGACGAGGAGCCAAAAGACAAAUACAACAGAGAAUACACUAUUACUGAACCAGAAGAAGCCGGCGCGGACGCCGGACAAAUACUGGUUAAAGACAAAGUACCGAAACAAAAAAAGACACAACGAACUGCAAUUAAAAUUGACGAGACUGUUUUAGGCGAUCAAGUUAGUUCAGGGCAACCACACCACAGGUCCGAUAUUCCAAGAGAUAAGUCUAAGCGAUUCGAAUUUCAUGAAUUGAAGCCAGAAGAUAUCGAAGACAAGUCCAGUCCAACCGCCGAAAAACCAGUAAAGGCUCUUAAGAAAAAGCGUAAGCUCAAAGUUAAGACUGAACAGGAGGAAAAUAUCAUUGAUAUAGUAGAAGUCUCUCCUGAAGAUGCCGAUGAGCAAACCUUUGAGGUAACCGUCACCAGUUCUGAAAUUGUUCCAGAAGACAAUAAAGAACCAAAAAUAUUAAAGAAAAAGGUCAAACGAAUGUCCAAGAAGCAGCUAGAUGAUUUUAUUGCGGAAAUAAAGGAAGAACCAGAACAAAAGUUCUACGAGACUAGCAUGACCGAUUUCUACGAGGUCAAGUUAACUGAAUUACAGCCAGAACUUAAUUCUGAUGAGGAGGAAAAGGAUAUCAAGCCCAAAAAGCGCCGAAUUCGACAUGAAAAGGGAGGUGAGGUGGAAAUUUUGGAAAUUGUUGAAACUGUUCCCACAGCGGGAGAUCAGCCUUUGUACGAAAUAACUGUGACUUCUAGUGAAGCUCCAAAAGAAGAAGGUGCCACCACCCAGCGCAUCGAUAAGCCGAAGAAGAAAACCAAGAAGAUGACGAAGGACGAGCUCGACGCCUACAUACAGCAACUUAUAAAUGCUGAAAUUCCGGUAACAGAAUUGGAAAAAUAUGAGAAAAUCGAUGUUGACGGCAAACCAAAGAAACCAAAGAAGAAAAAGCCAAAAACCGAAGAAAAAAUCAUUGAAGAAGGCGAAACCCUCCAGGUUGGAGUCACAGAACAUGAGCCAAUUGAGAAACCGAAAGCUAAGAAGCCGAAGUCUAAGAAAAUUGUUCAGGAAGCCGAUAGUAUUGAAACCGAGAGUGUUCCACAAUUCGACGAGUUUACCAUUAAAAAGAUAGACUCUGAACGAAUUCCCGUCGAAGAGGAGGAAAAACCACGAAAAGAAUCUGUUCCGGCUUUGGAUGAAAUUAUUGCGGACUUAGGCGAAGCUUUGCCUAUAGUAGUGGUGGAGGAAGACAUUGAGACUGUUCCUUCAGUCAAAGAAACAGCUGAGACCAAGGUCAUCGAAAAAACUAAAAAACGCAAGGUUAAAACCAGAAAGGGUUCGAAACAGUACGAAAUCGAAAUAAUUGACACCGAAGCCACAGAAGAUAGCCCUGAAGAGGCAAAGGUUAUAGUUAUAAUGACCGAAAUAACAGAAGAUGCUACUGAUGGGCCUGCAUUGACUAAGCCGGACACACCGAAAAAAACGGUCCGGAAGAUUAAACGGGAUAAGCUCAAGGAGUAUAUUGUCAACGUUGUAGAGGAAGCUCCUCAAGAAGCCAUAGCCAAAAUAUCUGAAGAGCUGUUCCCGGUUCCCAACGAAGGGGGCACAUUGGAUGAGGACAUUCUUUCUUUCGUAACUACGGUUGUUGAAGAGGAAAAAGCGCACGAAACCUUGCCUGAGGAAGAACAUCCUGAGGAAGAGGUAAAAGAGACAAAACCCAAGAAGAAGAAAUCUGAAAAACAAAAGAAGGUUAAAAUAUUGGAGUCUGAAACUUCUCAACCACCUCAAGAUUCUGCAGAAUACGAGCUCGUUACUUCUGCUCCUGAGUCAGAGGAGACCCCACUCGCAGAUCAAUAUGCCGUAGAAGUAGAGGAUACUUUACCCAAGCCCAAAAAGAAGACGGUGAAGAAACCCAAAAAGGAUUCCUCGCCAGAACCCAUCUCGGAAUAUACGAUUCGCAUUGAGGAACUAGAGCCCGAAUCAACAACAGAAAAAAUAACUAAUGAGGAUGGAAAAGAAGUCGAACGUAUUACUUCGAAGCGCAAGAUAAAAAAGAAGGAAGGUCCAAGAGAAUACCUAAUUGAAGUAGUUGAAACAUAUGAAGAAAAUAAACCUGAAGCAGAUAUAGUAAUUCAGACUACCGAAAUAACUCCGACCGAAGACUCCGAGGUCCUAGACGAUCACAAAGUUAGGGUCGUAAAGAAGAAAAAACCAAAAGAGGAUAGCUUGGAUAAUUUUAUUUACGAACUGAUUGAACAAGAAAUUUCGGAACCCGAUUUCAAGGAACACGAACCCACAAUUUCGGAGUCUUUAUCAAAGACGGUAAAACCAAAGAAAGUAAAGAAACACCACAAAAAAAUCACCGAAAUCGUCGACGGCGUUCCCACUACUGUUCAUGAGGUAACUAUUAAAGAAUUCCAAAUAGAUCAAGAGGAUGUAGAACCUUUUGAAGCCGAAGUGGAGCAAUUCGAUAGUGAAGUCAUAGCGGAGAGUCCCGAAGACCAACCAGUAACAGUUGUGGAACUGAAACCUAAACCAAAGUCAAAGAAAUCUUUCAAAGCAAAGGUAGUCGAAGAAGAGCAGCCACAACCUAUUUUGGAGGACGUUGAAGAAUCGCUCGAAACAAUAACAGUGGUGGAAGAGGAUGGCGUACCGAAGCAAGUGGAAGUUAAGAAGAGAAGGGUUUCCAGAAAGCAGGGUCCUAAAGAACAGGUGUUCGAGAUUAUUGAAACUAAAUCAAGUGACGAGCCUUUGGCUGAGGUGACGAUUGUCGAGAUAACUGAGGAAAUUCCAAAGGAAGACGUUCCCAAGACCAAGCCAAAGAAACUAGUUAAGAAGCCCGUAUCACUCAGCCCUGAAGAAGUUGAUAGCUACGUAAUCAACGUUCUGGAGGAGUUCCGCAAGCCCGAAAGCUCGGACGAGGCUGAGCAACCAGUCAUUGAAGAUAUUGCAGAGACUGUUGAAACAGUUAAGGUUACUGACGAAGCGGGCACAACUAAAAAGGUUGAAGUUAAGAAGAAAAAGAUUGCCCGAAAACAAGGUCCCAUCGAACAGAUCUUUGAAAUCACUGAGACAAAGACUAACGACGAACCCUUGGCCGAAGUGACAAUUGUCGAGAUUGAAGACCAGCCUCAGGAAGAAAUUGUUCAACCCAAGGAAAAGAAACCGAUUAGAAAACCUAAGAAGCUGAAACCUGAAGAUGUGCAAGAGUAUAUAGUAAAUGUUCUCGACGAAUUUUCUGAGCCCCAACCGUUGUAUGCAGAGGAGGAGCCUACUCUUGCUGCUGCAGAGGAAACUCCAAUCAAAGAAAAGAUCUCCAAGCCUAAAAAGGCACCAAAGAAACCCUCUGAGGAGAAAAUUGUCAUUGAAGAGAUGGCCCCAGAAACUGUUAUCGAGAACAUUGUCGAUGAGCAAGGAGAGGAAGUCAAGCAAGUUAAAACAAUUAAGAAACUCAAGAAGAAGGAAGGACCCAAGGAGUACCUCAUUGAAAUUACGGAGACUUAUCAGGAAAACAAACCAGACGCUGUCAUUGAAUUAACCAAAACAGAAUUAGUAGAUGAAGUUAUGGGACAAUCAGAAAAAACGCAUGAUAAAUCGGAUAUAUUAAGGACCAAAAAAGUGGUUAAAAAGGUUAAGAAACGUGAGUUAGAAGACUUUGUGAAACAAUUAAUUGAAGAGGAAACGUUGCCCGAAUCAGCUCCACAAACGAAAGCUAAGGGUCUUAAGCCCAAAACAGUAGUGACAGACGAACAAGUACCUGACGAACCAACAGAAACACCAUCGCAAGUUGCACAACCCGAGACUACAGCACAAAUUACACCAAGCGCACAAGAUGAGACUAAAGAUACAAUUCAGAAAACAGUUAAACAUAAGAAAACAAAGCCAGAAACACAAACAACCGUUGAAAAAAGUGAGGACGAAAGUUUUGAGGUCGAGGAACUGCCAGAGGACGUUCGCGUUGUUGAAACCAUCACGGAAGACGGGACACCAAAGAAAAAGAAGAUUCGCACACGUGUCAUCAAGAAGGUUAAGGGCGAUAAGGAAGAAGUAACUAAAAUCGAAACUGUUGAGGAGGACGACAAAGAGCCGGAAACAACAGUAACGAUCGAAGAAUCGGAAAUUAAAGCUCCCAAUGCCGAGAAAGUCAAGCUCAAGAAAAGAGUUAUUGUGCAGAAACCCGAGGAUGAAGUAACUGUGGUGGAGUUGCCCGAGCGAAAGUCGGUUAUACUUUCUGAAAAAGAAGAUGGUACUCCCACUAAAACCGUAAUCAAAACUCGAAUUAUAAAAAAGAUAAAGGGCCAAGAUAUGGAAGUCACUAAAGUUCAGACAAUAGAAGAGUAUGAAAAAGAACCGCAGACUAAGGUAACUGUCGAGAACUUUAAGGUGCCAUUCCCAGACCUUCCAGAAGAGAAGGUUACCGAAGUAGUAGUUUUGCCAGAGGAAGUAGUCGAAACUGAAGUGGUUGACGAUGCUGGUAAGCCAAAGGUGGUUAAAACCAAAAAGCGUGUCAUUAAGAAGCCAAUCCUUGACAAUAACGAAGAAAUUACCGAAAUCGGAAUUAUUGAACAGCCCGAUUCUGAACCUAUUUACUCCGUAUCCAUUAAGGAACAGCCCGCCACUGAUUCAAAGAUAGAUGAAAGCAACUCAGUUGAGCUGCCUGAACAAGUGACGGAAUUCGAAAUUAUUUCUCCUGAUGGAACGAAAAAGAAGAAGACUGUUAGGUCCAGGGCCUUUAAAAAGAACCUAGACGACAAGCUAGACGAAGUAACCACAGUUCAAAUAAUUGAGGAGGACGACAAGGAACCCCUCACCACAGUGCAGGUGGAGGUUGUACCUGCAGACGAGAUCUCUAUAACGCCUAUUCCGAUUGACGAACUUCCCGAAGAAACUGUAUUCACAGAAGAGCUGGACCAGGACAAGAAGCCCAAGAAAAAGACAACUAAAACUAGAACCUUCAAAAAGCAAGGUCCCGAAGAUGAAGAAUACUUCCAAAUUCAGACCGUGGAGGAAGAAGGCAAAGAGCCCUACUCGUUGAUACGUGUAGUGAGCGACGAAAACAUUGCUGAUAUUAUCGAUAUUAGCAAACUAGAAGACGAAAAGGUUUCCAAACGCAAACAAAAGUCCCCGAAGCAGAAGGUGGAGAAACCUAAACACUCAGAGCCGGAACAUCAAACUUACAUCACAACAUUCAAGUCUGUACAAAACGAAGAUGGAGAAACCAUCAUACAAACCGAAAACAAGCGAGUUUCUCAGGAAGAAGGCGUCAUUGUUGAGGAAGUACUCAGUGAUACUGAACCCAUUCCAGAAGACACUACACAAGCACACCUUGAGAUAACCGAAGUCAGCGAGCCAACAGACCAAUACAGCAAAGAGUACACUAUAACUGAACCAGAAGAGGCCAGUGCAGACGCCACAGAAACACAGGUUAAACCCACAGAACCCAACCAGAAACCGACACUAGAAACUGCCAUAGAGGAGGUUGACGAGACUCUUUUGGACGAUCAGGGCAGUACAGGGCAACCGACGGACAAGACUGUUAAGAAAAAGCUAAAGCCAAAGAAAAUCGAGGGUAAGGCCGAGGAGGCUUCAGUUGAAAAGAAAGAAAAACCGAAACCUAAAAAGAAACCAGUUAAGUCGAAACGAGACGAAAUGGACGACUAUAUCCAGUUCCUCAUACACCAGGAAAUUCCGAAAACUGUUCUCCAAGAGUACAAACGAACGGAUAUGGAGCAUCCUCAAAGGGCCCGUCGGGAUUCCUCUUUCAAAGUACCGGCUCCCGUGAAACUAACUCCUAUGAAAAUCGAAAAGGUUGAAUUUAGAAAACCCAAAAUGGUUGAAAUCAGUUCGGUGGCCGAAUUCCCACAAAUGCUCAAGCUAAAGGCUCCCAAACAGCGACCGGCAGAGGAGAAAAAGAAGAAGAAUGAAGCUUCGUUCAAAAAUAAAAAACUGAAAAGUUGGAUUAGGUUCAUACCCUAUGCUCCAUACUGUUUCCCGUACGUCGUAACCGAUUUGGAAACAGUUCAGGAUAAUGGAGAACUAUCGCGCAAUAUUGAAGAAGCUGAUAAGGUUUUGAAAUUCCGUCCCAAGAAGUUUAAACAUACCAAACCCGAAAAGGCAGAGUUAGAAGAAGUCGACCUCGAGAUAUUGGACUCUGAGAAAUCGCAACCUUCUGAUGAGGAGCAACCAAAACCAAAGUAUAAACGCGGCAAGAAAAACAAAGAAGAGAUCACCGAAGAAACUAAAAAACUUAAGUUGGGCAAGGGAAAGAUUCCACAGAACGUGGAAACCAUUGAAGAAGUCCACUUAAAGCCAGUCAAGCUAGAUGCCACUGAGGAGGAUGUGACGGAAGCUCCGGCUAAGAUCAAGGAGGAGGAAACACCUAAGAAAAAGAAACCUAAAAAGUCCGAAAAGUCGGACAGUUCUAUUAGCUUCGAACCCACUGAACUAAAGGACAUGGAAGAACCUGCGUCAGAUGUUCAAGAAGAGUCAAACAUAUCAUCGGGCGAAGAAACUACCGUUCAAGGAAAGACAAAACUCAAGAAAAAGAAGAAACCUACUCCGACGCCAGAGAAAAAUCUGUACAAUAUAACUCCCGGAAAGCCCAAGGAAUUGCAGGAAACCCCCGACGAUAACCUAAAACUACACAAGCGCCAAGGGAAGAAACCUGAAGAUGAAAAAGAACAGGUUAACCUUAAACCAUAUUACAAGUGCGAAGUGGUUGAAUUGGAGCCAGAAGAUAUCGAAGACAAGUCCAGUCCAACCGCCGAAAAACCAGUAAAGGCUCUUAAGAAAAAACGUAAGCUCAAAGUUAAGACUGAACAGGAGGAAAAUAUCAUUGAAAUAGUAGAAGUCUCUCCUGAAGAUGCCGAUGAGCAAACCUUCGAGGUAACCGUCACCAGUUCGGAAAUUGUUCCAGAAGACAAUAAAGAACCAAAAAUAUUAAAGAAAAAGGUCAAACGAAUGUCCAAGAAGCAGCUAGAUGAUUUUAUUGCGGAAAUAAAGGAAGAACCAGAACAAAAGUUCUACGAGACUAGCAUGACCGAUUUCUACGAGGUCAAGUUAACUGAAUUACAGCCAGAACUUAAUUCUGAUGAGGAGGAAAAGGAUAUCAAGCCCAAAAAGCGCCGAAUUCGACAUGAAAAGGGAGGUGAGGUGGAAAUUUUGGAAAUUGUUGAAACUGUUCCCACAGCGGGAGAUCAGCCUUUGUACGAAAUAACUGUGACUUCUAGUGAAGCUCCAAAAGAAGAAGGUGCCACCACCCAGCGCAUCGAUAAGCCGAAGAAGAAAACCAAGAAGAUGACGAAGGACGAGCUCGACGCCUACAUACAGCAACUUAUAAAUGCUGAAAUUCCGGUAACAGAAUUGGAAAAAUAUGAGAAAAUCGAUGUUGACGGCAAACCAAAGAAACCAAAGAAGAAAAAGCCAAAAACCGAAGAAAAAAUCAUUGAAGAAGGCGAAACCCUCCAGGUUGGAGUCACAGAACAUGAGCCAAUUGAGAAACCGAAAGCUAAGAAGCCGAAGUCUAAGAAAAUUGUUCAGGAAGCCGAUAGUAUUGAAACCGAGAGUGUUCCACAAUUCGACGAGUUUACCAUUAAAAAGAUAGACUCUGAACGAAUUCCCGUCGAAGAGGAGGAAAAACCACGAAAAGAAUCUGUUCCGGCUUUGGAUGAAAUUAUUGCGGACUUAGGCGAAGCUUUGCCUAUAGUAGUGGUGGAGGAAGACAUUGAGACUGUUCCUUCAGUCAAAGAAACAGCUGAGACCAAGGUCAUCGAAAAAACUAAAAAACGCAAGGUUAAAACCAGAAAGGGUUCGAAACAGUACGAAAUCGAAAUAAUUGACACCGAAGCCACAGAAGAUAGCCCUGAAGAGGCAAAGGUUAUAGUUAUAAUGACCGAAAUAACAGAAGAUGCUACUGAUGGGCCUGCAUUGACUAAGCCGGACACACCGAAAAAAACGGUCCGGAAGAUUAAACGGGAUAAGCUCAAGGAGUAUAUUGUCAACGUUGUAGAGGAAGCUUCUCAAGAAGCCAUAGCCAAAAUAUCUGAAGAGCUGUUCCCGGUUCCCAACGAAGGGGGCACAUUGGAUGAGGACAUUCUUUCUUUCGUAACUACGGUUGUUGAAGAGGAAAAAGCGCACGAAACCUUGCCUGAGGAAGAACAUCCUGAGGAAGAGGUAAAAGAGACAAAACCCAAGAAGAAGAAAUCUGAAAAACAAAAGAAGGUUAAAAUAUUGGAGUCUGAAACUUCUCAACCACCUCAAGAUUCUGCAGAAUACGAGCUCGUUACUUCUGCUCCUGAGUCAGAGGAGACCCCACUCGCAGAUCAAUAUGCCGUAGAAGUAGAGGAUACUUUACCCAAGCCCAAAAAGAAGACGGUGAAGAAACCCAAAAAGGAUUCCUCGCCAGAACCCAUCUCGGAAUAUACGAUUCGCAUUGAGGAACUAGAGCCCGAAUCAACAACAGAAAAAAUAACUAAUGAGGAUGGAAAAGAAGUCGAACGUAUUACUUCGAAGCGCAAGAUAAAAAAGAAGGAAGGUCCAAGAGAAUACCUAAUUGAAGUAGUUGAAACAUAUGAAGAAAAUAAACCUGAAGCAGAUAUAGUAAUUCAGACUACCGAAAUAACUCCGACCGAAGACUCCGAGGUCCUAGACGAUCACAAAGUUAGGGUCGUAAAGAAGAAAAAACCAAAAGAGGAUAGCUUGGAUAAUUUUAUUUACGAACUGAUUGAACAAGAAAUUUCGGAACCCGAUUUCAAGGAACACGAACCCACAAUUUCGGAGUCUUUAUCAAAGACGGUAAAACCAAAGAAAGUAAAGAAACACCACAAAAAAAUCACCGAAAUCGUCGACGGCGUUCCCACUACUGUUCAUGAGGUAACUAUUAAAGAAUUCCAAAUAGAUCAAGAGGAUGUAGAGCCUUUUGAAGCCGAAGUGGAGCAAUUCGAUAGUGAAGUCAUAGCGGAGAGUCCCGAAGACCAACCAGUAACAGUUGUGGAACUGAAACCUAAACCAAAGUCAAAGAAAUCUUUCAAAGCAAAGGUAGUCGAAGAAGAGCAGCCACAACCUAUUUUGGAGGACGUUGAAGAAUCGCUCGAAACAAUAACAGUGGUGGAAGAGGAUGGCGUACCGAAGCAAGUGGAAGUUAAGAAGAGAAGGGUUUCCAGAAAGCAGGGUCCUAAAGAACAGGUGUUCGAGAUUACUGAAACUAAAUCAAGUGACGAGCCUUUGGCUGAGGUGACGAUUGUCGAGAUAACUGAGGAAAUUCCAAAGGAAGACGUUCCCAAGACCAAGCCAAAGAAACUAGUUAAGAAGCCCGUAUCACUCAGCCCUGAAGAAGUUGAUAGCUACGUAAUCAACGUUCUGGAGGAGUUCCGCAAGCCCGAAAGCUCGGACGAGGCUGAGCAACCAGUCAUUGAAGAUAUUGCAGAGACUGUUGAAACAGUUAAGGUUACUGACGAAGCGGGCACAACUAAAAAGGUUGAAGUUAAGAAGAAAAAGAUUGCCCGAAAACAAGGUCCCAUCGAACAGAUCUUUGAAAUCACUGAGACAAAGACUAACGACGAACCCUUGGCCGAAGUGACAAUUGUCGAGAUUGAAGACCAGCCUCAGGAAGAAAUUGUUCAACCCAAGGAAAAGAAACCGAUUAGAAAACCUAAGAAGCUGAAACCUGAAGAUGUGCAAGAGUAUAUAGUAAAUGUUCUCGACGAAUUUUCUGAGCCCCAACCGUUGUAUGCAGAGGAGGAGCCUACUCUUGCUGCUGCAGAGGAAACUCCAAUCAAAGAAAAGAUCUCCAAGCCUAAAAAGGCACCAAUGAAACCCUCUGAGGAGAAAAUUGUCAUUGAAGAGAUGGCCCCAGAAACUGUUAUCGAGAACAUUGUCGAUGAGCAAGGAGAGGAAGUCAAGCAAGUUAAAACAAUUAAGAAACUCAAGAAGAAGGAAGGACCCAAGGAGUACCUCAUUGAAAUUACGGAGACUUAUCAGGAAAACAAACCAGACGCUGUCAUUGAAGUCACUAAGACUGAAUUACCAUCUGACGGUUCUCCCCAAGUUUCAGAGGAGCAGCCAGUUAAGGUUAUUCAGAAGGUGAAGAAGAAGAAACCGGUUAAGGACGAUUUGGACAAAUAUAUACAAGAACUUAUCGAACAGGAAAUUACAAAAACUCCGCUUGAACAAUAUGAGCCAACUGAAUUGGAUGCUAAACCCAAGAAGCCCAAACUAAAGGUUAAAACUCACAAGAAAAUGGAAACCCAAGAUGUCGACGGACUACCAGUCACCGUUCAUGAAUUUAAUGUUGAAGAUGACGAAGAAAUACCAGAGGAAGUCCAAUCGCCAGAAGUGUUACCUGAUGAGAAGCUAGAGAUUCCGGAGAAGCCAGAAGACUCCUCAAAAUACUUGGUAAACGUCUCUGAUGAAUUCAUCGAAGCUCCACAGCGUAUUGAUGACACUCCAGAAGAGGAAAAGAAGCCCAUCAAAAAGGAAAAGCCAGCCAAAAAGAAAAAAGUAACCGAGGUGCCAGCUCCACUGGAAGAAAUUGAACAAACGGUUGAAGUGGUUCAGCAACCCACGGAAGAAGGAACUACAAAGGACGUUACUAUUAAGAAACGAAAGGUCUCUCGUAGAAAGGGUUCCAAGGAAUAUGUCUUUGAAAUCACGGAAACUACUACUGCAGACCAGCCAACUGCCGAAGUUAAUGUUGUAGAGUUGACCAGCGAUGAUGUGGAAGUCGUUGAGGAAAAACCCAAGCCCAAAAAGCAGGUCAUUAAGGAACCAAAGCUCCUAACGAAGGAGGAUGUUGAGGAGUACGUCAUUAACGUUAUUGAGGAGUUUGUACAGCCACUUCCCUUCGAAACAGUUGAAAGUGAAGUUGAAGAAGUUAAGGAAGAUACCAAAAAGAAAUCUCAGAAAUCUCCAAAGAAAUACAAAAUUACUGAAAAAGAGGAAUCUGAUGCCAAGUCUCCCGAAACCGAAAAGGAACUUGAAGAAAAGCCUGUGGAAACUGUGCCAGAGAAUCAAGAAGAAAUCGCAGACUACACAAUAGGAGUUCACGAGGAAACAGUUACUGAAGAGAAGCAACGGCCAAAGACUAAAAAGACCACCAAGCCGAAGCCUGAAAAGCAACCUAUCGAUGAAGAAGUCCAGGAGUAUCUUGUGAAGGCAGUGUCUGAAGAGAAUUUGGAGAAAGAUUUAGAGACAGAAUUCAAGACAAUCGUGACCGAAUCUGAAGACGACCAGCAACCACAAGAGCCUAUUUUCGAAGUUCAAGAACUUGAAACCGAGGCCAAGGAGGAUGAAGUUAUUGAUGAUAAGGGAGAAGUUAUAAAGCAAACUGUAACAAAACGUAAAAUCAAGAAGCAGUUUGGCCCUAAAGAGCAAAUCAUCGAAAUUGUGGAAACCAAUACUGGAGAUAGCCCUCAGUAUGAAGUCAUUAUAACCACUGAAGAGCCCGAUACUGUUGACGCAGAAGUUCCAGUGGAAGACAAACCAAAGAAGGUGCGAAAAUCUAAAAAGGUAGCAAAGGACGAUCUCCACGACUACAUUCAGAAGCUGAUUGAACAGGAUAUACCAAAGACAGAACUAGAAAAGUAUGAAAAGAUCGACUUAGAUGAGCCAGUUAAAAUUAAAAAGAAGCCCGUUAAGAAGGUUAAGGUUUCCGAAGAAAAACCAAAAGAACCGACUGACGAAACCACGGAAGAAAAGGUCGUUCAGGAGAUUACCCAACCCUCUCCAGUGGAGACAGAUGAGCCAACUCUAAAGUUCACCGUAAAGGAAUUUAUUCCUAAAUCUCCCGAAGAGAAGCCAUUCGAAAUAGUUGUUCUCGAGGAAUUCGUUGAAACUAAACAGGUUCCAGACGAAGAUGGCAAGGUUAAAGAGAAGGUUAUAAAGACUAAAAAGAUAAAGCAAAAAAUUGGUCCUGAAGAAGUAGUUCACGACAUUGUCGAGAUAACUGAUAAGGAUACAAACGAAUCUGAAGUCACAGUUAUAACCACAGUCCCGACGGUACCCGCCGACGGUCAGGAAACUCCCGUACCGAAGCAAAAACGCACCAAAAAGGUCAAGAAGGACGACGUUGAGGAGUUUAUCAAGGCCGUUAUUGAUGAGGAGGCGCCCAAACCAACCGAAACUGAGGACUUAGUGGAUGUUACCGAGGAAUCGCCCAGCAAACCGAAACCGAAGACCCCGAAGAAGAAACCCAUAGCCGAGAAACAACCAUCUCUGGAAGCAGAAAAACCAAUUGAUGAUGAAGUUUCUAUGGUUGAAAGUAUUCCAGAAAACAACGCAACUAUUGACGAUGUUAUAGGCGUGGUGGAAUCCACUCCAAGUUUAGAUGAACCUGAACAUGAAGUUGCCCAGGUUGAGGAGGUAAAGAAACCGGAAAAGAAGAAAAAACCCAAGACUAAAGUUUCAGUUUCCGAGGAUCAACCAGCAGAAGAAACUGCUGAAGAGCCACUCCGGGUUGAUGUUAAAGAAUCUGAUGUUCAAGAGCAAGAAGUCCCAGAAUUCACUGUUUCUGUCCAAGAGGAAGAAGGAUCAACCAUCGAGCCUCUGAGUAAGACGUCUCCGAGGAAAGUUAAGCAAAAUAAGGAAGAACCAACCGAAGACCAAUAUGAAAUUUCCGUUAAGGAGAGUGUUUGGCAACCAGAAGAAGACAAGCCUUUCACGGUUGAGAUUAUUGAAACCACAACUGAUGUCCAGGAAGCCACUGACGAAGCUGGUAAAACUCACAAGCAGAUUACCACCAAGCGAAAGCUAAAGCGCCCCGAGGGAGAGGGUGAAAUAGAAAUAAUUGAAGUCGUUAGGGACGACCAGCCUGAAGCAGAAAUUACCAUUGUGGAAUACGAGCCGACACCCGUCGAAGAAGAGGACAAGCCCAAGGAGCCGAAGAAGAAAACGAAGAAGGUUAAGAAGGACGAUAUCCACGAUUAUAUCCAGAAACUCAUUGAUAUGGAGACUCCCAAGACCGAGCUUGAAAAGUACGAGAAAAUAGAGUUCGAGGCGUCGGUUAAAGACAAAACAUCGGAAAAACCGAUAUCAGUGAAGGAAGACGCUCCUUCCGAAAAGCCAAGGAAGGACAAGAAGACCAGGCCCAAGGAAGUGUCGAAGGAAGAGUCUCCUGUUCCAGAGCAAUUGGCGGAGAUUAAGGUAGUCGAGCAAGAAGCUCCGGUUCCUCCCGUAGUUCCAGUUGAGGUGACUGAAGUGCAGCCAGCAGAAGUUACAGUCCAAGAAGUUAUAACGGAUGAAGGCAAGCCAGUUCUGGAGAAGACUACCAAACGGGUGGUGAAGAAAAAGAGCCCUAAGGAGGAAACUACCUUCAAUAUCACAACCAUUGAAGACGAGGACAAUGAUUCAGUCGUGGUCAUAGUUGAUGAGGCACCGGAAGCUGCUCCCUUGCAGCCGACCGACGAAGCAGAGCAAACCGAAGAGAAACCUUCUAAGCCGAAGCCAAAGAAAACAGUAAAGAAGGUUAAAAAGGACGAGUUGGACGAUUAUGUAAAACGGCUGAUCGAAGAAGAAAUUCCUAAGGUGGAGCUCGAAAAGUAUGAGAAGGUUGACAUGCCAGAGAAAACUGAAUUAGUUACUCCAGAGGAAACGCUUCCGGUUGACAUUCAACCGGAAGAAUCUGACCAAACACCAACUGAAACCAAAUCAGCAAAGCCCAAAAAAGAAAAGGCACCAAAACGCAAGACCGUAGUGACAGACGAACCAGUACCGGACGUAGAAACUGAAACCCCUGUAGAUACCACUGACACAACAGAAAUCACACCACAAGUUGCACAGCCCGAGGACACAGCCACUGCACAAAUUACACCAAGCGCACAAGAUGAGAAACCUACUCAAGAUGACACUAAAGAUACAAUUCAGAAAACAGUUAAACAUAAGAAAACAAAGCCAGACACACAAAAAAGCGUUGAAACAAGUGAAGUUCCAGAGGUACACAAAGACUAUCAAAUAAAUAUCAUACACGAGGAGCCAGUAGAGGAGGAGCAACCCGAGAAGGUUUUGGAAGUUCGAGUUAUCGAUGAAGAAGCCGAGGUCGAGGAGUCCCAGCCGAUUGUGGAGGAAGUUGAGGAGGAAGAAGAGCAGCCCAUCGCAGUGGAAACCACUGAGGAAACAACCAAGCCAAAAUCCAAAAAGAAGAAGGUGGUCAAGAAAAAGACCGAUGAUCAUGAUGAAAUUAUCAAAAAGCUUUUGGAACAGGAAAUAGAGAAGACUGAAUUGGAGAAAUACGAGAAACUUGAUUUCGAUCUUCCCAAAAAAUUGAAACCCGAGUUCGCCAGCCUCGAGCCACAGAAAAUAGAACGCAAGGAACAAAAGCCGACAAAGGUUAAAAUUGUGGAAGCCGCGGAGGUUCCCAAAUCAGUCAAACUUAAGCCCGGAAAACGAAAGGAGAAGCCUGCAGAAGAACAGUCUGUUCAAUUACCUAAGUUUAGACUCAAGACGCGAAUGGUCAUAGUUGAAUAUCCCCCAGCUCCGCUCAUUCCAAUACUUAGCAACAUUGGUGCCGUUAAAGAUAAUGGCGAACUAUCCCGUAAUAUCGAGGAGGCGGAGGAGGCUCUUAAAUUCAAGCCUCACAAGUCCAAGAAAAUUAAGAAGAUCAAGGACGACCGCGAAAAGGUGGAGCUAGAAAAAUACGAGAAAUAUGUUAGUAGCGAAGAGGAACCGGAGGAAAAGGCGCCCUAUAAGAAGCCAGAGAAGGCUCCCAAGCCCGAGGAGAAGCAGGAGGAGGUGAAGCUGAAGCUGGGCAAGGGUAAGAAAAAGCCACUGGAGGAGGAGGCGCCCGAGAACGUCACUCUCAAAAAGAUUCCUCAAAAGCCCCAGGAAGUUGAGGAAGAGGUGGAGGUCAAGGCCAAGCCGAAGGAGGUAGUGGUUGUCGAAGAACAACCAAAGCAGCCUAAAGAGGGAGAAUUCAAAGUCGAGCCAUUCGAACCUACUGAGUUUGAACGACCCGAAUACGAGCCUGAGGAAUUGGAGCCCAUUGACCGUCCCGAGAAGCCAGAAAAGCCAAAGAAACCUUCCAAAACAAAAUACAAGCCCAAAGACAAAUCCCAACCCGAGCCCGAAACUAUAAUUUCGGAGAUCGUUCCUGGAGUUCCAAAGCCUGAAGAAGAAGUGCCCGAACAGGAAAUAAAGUUCCGUAAGCCAGAAACAAAGGCUCCAGAAGAGACUGACUCCGAAAUUAAAUUAAAACCAGUCCCGAAAACAAGUCAGCCUGAAUUGCCAACCGAGGAGGCUAUUGUAAAGCCCAAGGAAGAGGAACCCCAACCUAAAACAGCUGAAGUUAAGUCUGACGACGAGGGCAAGAAGCCAAAGAAGCCUAAGGCAAAAAAGGUGUUGCAGCCAGAGGAUGAUGUUCCGGAGCAGAAGCCAGAAGGAUUCGAGGUAACAGUAAAGGAAGAGGAAGCUCCAAUUGAGCAGCUUGUCGAAGAUGAGCAACCAAAGGAAGUAAAGAUAAAGCAGAAAAAGCCCAAAGAGAUCCCUGUAUCUGAAGUAACAGUUACCGAAGAAAUUCCUCAGCCUGAGGAAGUGCCCGAAGAGGUUCCUGUGGAGUAUAAGAUUACAACUACCGUACUGGAGCCUGAGGAGGCACCAAAGGAGCAUCAAGUCAGAGUCAUUGAUUUCGACGCGAGAGAAGAAACUACCGAAGAAGUUAUAGAAGAAAGGGUGGUGACUCGCAAGAAGAAGCCCAAGCCCCAGCAGCCAGAAGAAUACGAGGUUACCCUUCAGGAGCCUAAGGAAGAACAGCCGCAGCCGGAGGAGGUUACGGCUGAGAUAACCGUACCGGAGCCGAAGCCUGAGGAGAAGCCAGAAGAAUACGCUGUAGAGCUUAAGAUUUCUAAGCCUACUCCCGAAGAGCCAGUAGAACAGGAAAUCACAGUAAAAGAAAAAUCUAAAAAGAAGCCACAUAAGGAGGUCAAGGAGGAUAAGAUUGUUGUAGUCGAUGAAGAAGAAAAGGCACAACCCGUCCAGGAAGAAGUGCAAGUGGUUGAAAAGCCUCAAGAAAAGGAAAAGCCAACGCCACCGAAAUCAUAUGAGUUUAGCGUAACCGAAACUGAGGCAGUCGAGGAGAAACCAACUCCAAUAGUUGAGGAAAUUCCCGAAGAAAAGGCUCCAGAGGCUCCCCAAGAAGAGGUUGUCCAACCAUUGGAUGCAUACGAAAUCACGCUUAAAGAAUUUGAAGCUGAGAAAGUGACUGCCGUAGAAGAACAGCCUGAAGAGGAAUCUCCGCAGGAGGUGGUAUUCAAACGCAAACCAAAAGUAAAGGAAGAGCCUGUUGAAGCUGAGUUUGUGUUAACAGAGCCUACUAUUGCGGAAGACAUCACAGUCGAAACUGAAAUCAAACAGAAGAAAACAAAGAAACCAAAGAAGACUGAAGAUGAAGCUCAACUCGAAAUCAAGAUUGUAGAGAGCGAAGCACCCGAAGUUCCGGAGGAAGUUGUAGCGGAAGUUCCCGAGGUCAAGCUGGCUGAGAAACCGGAAGAAGUUCUGGAAGAGAAGCCACAAGAGUUUACAAUUAAGGUAUCGGAAACUGAGCCUAAGCCAGAAGAGCCAAGUGAAGCCCAGUUUACGGUUAAGAAACGCAAGCCAUCAGUGACUUUUGCGGACGAGCCAGCCACCGAAAUCAUCCUCAAGGAGAAGAAACCUGUAGAAGAAGUUACCGAAGAAGCUCAAAUCAAGACCAAAAAGCCUAAAAAGAAGGUGAAAGAUGUGGAAGCGGACGAGCUAAAAAUACAAAUAACUGAGGAGAUUCCACAGGAGGUGCCGGUCAUUGAAGAGGUCGAGCUCGAAGAGGAAAUCGUAGAGGAGGUGAAGCAAGAGGUUCCAGUGGCAGAAGAAAAAACGUACCUAAUCGGAAUUAAGGAGACGCAGGUUGAGAAACCCGCUGAAGUUAUUGCCCAAGAAGAGCCGGUGGUAUCUGAGCCAAUAGUAGAAGAACCACAACCUGUAGUCUACGACGAACACAAAGUCAAGGUGAUUGAGGAAACACCACGCGAGGUGGUUGAGGAGGUCAUUGAAGAAGAGGUUAAGGUUAUCCGCAAAAAGAAGCCAAAACCAGAGGUUACGGAAGAACCCGAGGCACAAGUAACUGUCACUACUCCAAAGCCGGUCGAUGAAGUAGAAGCUGUUUCCAGCAUCACUAUUGUCCCAGAAGUGCCGACGGAGGAGGAAGCUGCAGAUCUCAAGAUAACUAUUAUAGAAGAACAGGCACCAGCUCAAGAACUAGUUCAAGAGAUUGAGGAAAUCGAAGUUAUUGAAGAAGCCCCUGAAACGCAACCAACAGUCGAAGAGUUGCCAGAAGAACAGGUGACUAUUCAAAAGAAGAAAAAGAAGGCUGCAGUGCCAGAGGUUGUGGAAGAACCAGAAGCCGAGUUCGUGGUUAAGCCAAAGCAGCCAGUAGAAGAAGUGUCUGAAGGGGCGAAAAUCACAAAGAAACCGAAGAAGCCUGUAAAAGAAGAGGAAGCAGCAGCCGAGCUCAAAGUAACGAUAACAGAGGAAGUUCCUGUGGAAGUAGAGGUACAGGAAAUCGUAGAGGAAAUCGAAGAAGUGCCAGAAGAGGAGCAGGUGAGCUUGCCGAAAAAGAAGCCUCAAGAAAAACCAGUGGUGGUUGAAGAACCGGAAGUUGAAGUAACUUUGAAGCCGAAGCCAAAGCCUACAGAAGACGAGGUGGUAGCUGAAGUUACAUUGAAGCCCAAAACACCAAAGGAAGUCCACGAAGAAGAGUUCUCGGUAGAUGUGUCCUUGCCAAAGGAAAAGAAGGUAACAGAAGAAACUUCCGACCAAACGGUGCAGCUAAAGAAAAAGAAAAAGCCGCAAAAGCCCGUCGAAGAGGCUGCCGAUGAGUUGCAACUGAAACAAACUAUUGUGGAGGAAGUACCAGUUGAAAUUGAGGAGGAAGAAAUUGUGGAGGAAGCUGUGAUUGUUCGCAAGAAACCUAAGAAGCCUUUCGAGCCAUCUGUGGAGGAUCUUGAGGAAACUGAAUUCAGUGUCUCCUUCAAGAAGCCCCACGUCAUAAACGAGGGUGUCGAUGAGGCCGCCACAGUGCUAAAGAAACGACCAGUUAAGCCCACUACCCUCGACGAAGCUGCAGCAGAGCUUUCCAUCAAACGCCUGGAGGAAGAAUACGAAGAGGGCGAGGACAUAGAGGAGUUUGUCGCUAGCGCCCGCCCCAAGGCGAAGCCUUUGCAGAUUACCGAGGAGGACGAAGAGGCCUACACGGUGAAGAAACUUAAGCGCCGCAAGCAGGUAGACAUUCCCGAAUACGCCGACGUUGAGAACGUCACUUUCCGUGCAAAAUCUACUAAGACUAAGGAGGAUGUCGACCAAGAGUUCAACAUUGCUCUUGACUCCUACGCCGAAGAGGAAGUGUCCAUGUCUGGAAAGGUUAAGCUUAAAAAACCAAUCGUAAAGACAUACUCAGAGGCUGCCGACGAAGCCAAGGUCAAGAUUAUGCAGGACUACGACGAUGGCGAAGCUCCGAUAAUUGAAGAAAUUCACGGCGAUGAUGACACCAUCGAUGAAGUGGAGGAACCCGAGGAGUACUUUGUAGAAGAGCUGCCACCAGACGAGGUAGACUUUAAGCUAAAACCCAAGAAGCAGCCCAGCAAGCCGAGCUAUUCCGUUUACGACGAAGACGAGGAACAGUUUCUUAUUGGAAUUCGUCAGCCAAAACGAGACUCGGUGACCUACGACGAAGACUCCCUCACAUUCAAAAAGAAGCGUAAAGUUGUUCAACAACUCUUCAACGAAGAUGGAGCUUCGCUGAAUAUUACUCGGGAAAUGGACUUCGAAGAAUCAGAUAACAUUAAUGUUAUGUAUUCCAUCUGCAACUACAUUGCCGAUAGCGACGAGGCUAUUAACCUGGUGGAGGGCGAGAAGGUAACGGUUAUCGGACGCCACAGCUCAGAGUGGUGGUUUGUCAAGAAGAGCAUCACCGAAGAGGAAGGAUGGGUCCCUGCGCAGUAUCUAAUGGAACCCGAGGAAUAUGCUCAGUAUGUCCAGAACAAGCUGCACGAAAAGAUCGACAAGCUGCCAGUGUUUGAACGUCCCGGACCAGAUGACAAGCCCAUCGCUCCACGGUUCAUUGAGAAACUGCAGCCGAUUCAUACUCCUGAUGGCUACACGGUUCAGUUCGAGUGCAAGGUCGAGGGCAAUCCACGACCACAGAUUGCCUGGUUCCGUGAAACGGCAAUCAUAAAACCUUCGCAGGACUUCCAGAUAUUCUACGAUGACGAUAACGUGGCUACAUUGAUAAUUCGCGAAGUAUUCCCCGAGGAUGCAGGUCAGUUUACGUGCGUGGCCAAGAAUGCCGCCGGUUUCACUUCAAGCACUACGGAGCUAAUUGUGGAAAGCCCGUUGUCGGAUCACGGCUCUGAUGCCACGGCCCUUUCCCGGCGAAGCAUGUCGCGAGAAUCAUCUCUGGCGGAUAUUCUGGAGGGCAUCCCGCCCACGUUCUCAAAGAAGCCCAAGGCGCAGUAUGUAGACGAAAACACAAACGUCAUUCUUGAGUGCCGACUGGUUGCCGUUCCCGAGCCGGACAUUGUUUGGACCUUUAAUGGCGAGGACAUUGACGAGGAGGAGAUCAAGAAUGUGCGCAUCGUCACUGAGUCCGAUAUGCAUAUGUAUUGCAGUGUGGUGCACAUCACCAAGGUGAAAAAGUCCCAGGAGGGCACUUACGAGGUAAUUGCCACAAAUCGCGAAGGAGAGGCUCGUCUGCCCAUAACCCUUAAGGUUCGAACUGCGGACAAGGAAGCCCCUCAAAUCCUGGAGCCCCUUCGAAACAUGGUGAUCCGCGAGGGUGAAAGCGUUGUGCUAUCCACCCAGAUUGUGGGUAACCCUCCACCCAAGGUAACCUGGUACAAGGACGGCAAGCCAGUUAAGGGCGCCAAGUCCGACAAGGAUUUGCACACCUUGACUUUAAUUACACCCAAAAAGCCUGAGAAGGGAGAGUACACUGUGAAAGCUGUUAAUCCUUUGGGUAGUGUGGAGACCACUGCUAACCUGACAAUUGAAGAAGCCACAAGCGGCAAUGCUGAGCCUCCACUAUUCGUAGAGCGUUUUGAGGAGCAGAACGUACCGCAAAAGGGUGAAAUCCGCCUGCCUGCAAAGGUCUCCGGCAACCCUGUACCUGAGGUCCAAUGGCUGUUCAACAAUGCUCCACUAUUCCCCAGCGAGCGCAUUCAGCAGGUUUACGAUGGUGAAAACAUUGAGCUCAUUAUCAAAAAUGCUAAUCCGGAAACGGACUCGGGCGACUACAAGUGCAUUGCCAGUAACCCAGUUGGAAAGACAUCGCACGGCGCCCGUGUGAUUGUCGAGGUCGACGAGGUUACUUUUACCAAGAAGCUAAAGAAAACUAUCACCAUUGAAGAAGUGCAGUCGCUGACCCUGGAGUGCGAAACCUCGCAUGUGGUCUCCACUAAAUGGUUCUUCAAUGGCAAGGAGCUGACCGGAAUGGACCACCGUGUAGUGGUAGAGGACGGCAAGACCCACAAGCUAGUGAUAAGAAACACCAACCUGCGCGACACAGGCACAUAUGUUUGCAAGGUGAAGAAGCAGGAGACCCAGUCCACAGUCGAGGUUUUGCAGCGCAAGCCGGACUUCAUUAAGGUGCUGGAGGAUUAUGAGGUCAAUGAAAAAGAUACGGCCAUUCUGGACGUGGAGCUCACUACCGAGGGCACCGAGGUCACGUGGUACAAGGACGGCGAGAAGAUCACGGAGGAGAACAAGAGCGUGGAGUUCAUUAAAGACGGCAAGGCGCGUCGAUUGGUCAUUCGGAACACGACCAUUCACGACGAGGGCGAGUAUACAUGCAAGAUCGAGGGUCAGGAGUGCAGUUGCGAACUGGUUGUGAUCGAGUUGCCACCGGAGAUUGUGAAACCUCUGAAGGAUGUUUCCGUGACCAAGGGCGAGAACGCAGUUUUCACGGUGGAACUCAGCAAAGGCGACGCUCUGGUCAAAUGGUUCAAGAAUGGCGAAGAGAUCACCUUUACUGACCGCCUACAACUCUCUAUAGAUGGCAAGAAGCAGUCGCUUCGCAUUGUCAAGGCGAAGCCAGAGGAUGUGGGAGAGUAUUCCAUCCGGGUGGGAGAUCAGACCUCCAAUGCUAAGUUGACGGUCGAAGAGCCCUUAGUUGACUUUGUAAUCCGCCUGCCGGACGUCACGCUGGUCACCAAGAGCACCGACGCCGAGUUUACUGUCCAGCUGUCGCAGCCUGAUGUGGAGGUCACCUGGUGCAAGAAGGGCAAGCCCAUUAAGCCCAACCCGAAGCACGAGGUCUUCGUCGAGGGCACGGUCCGCCGGUUGGUGAUCCACGAUGCCACUGAUGAGGAUGCUGGCGAGAUCAGCUGCGUGGCCGAAAAUGUCACCAGCAGCUCUAAGCUGUGCGUCGAGGAGAUCAAACUGCCACCCGUCAUUACAUCUGACAAGGAUCAAACUAUCAAGGUUAAGGAGAACGACGAUGCCACUUUCACUGUUAAGUAUACUGGCGUGCCAACCCCGGAGGCUGUUUGGACCACCAAAAAGGUUGUCAUACCCAAGUCAAAGCGAAUCAUACCUACCAUCGAUGAGCAAUCCGCCACACUGACCAUCAAAAAGGUCGUGGACGAUGACGAAGGCGAGUACACCGUCAAGCUUGUCAACCCAGUCGGCGAUGCGGAAGCCAGUCUGCACUUGGUCAUUAUGCGCAAACCUACGGCCCCUGGCACUCCCCAGCCCCUGGAGGUGAUGCACGAUUCUAUUACGCUCUAUUGGAAGGCGCCAGAGGACGACGGCAAGUCAGAAAUUAUUGAAUACAUUCUGGAAUACCAUGACGUUAAGGAAGAAAAAUGGACUGAAAUUAGAAAGAUUAAGGACACCACUUACACCAUCAGCAAGCUGAAAAUAGACAGCGAGUAUGUCUUCAGAUCGAUAGCGGUGAACGAAGUGGGACCCUCGCCGCCGUCACCUAUUUCGCCGCCCAUCCGUUUGGUGCCCAAGGUGGAAACCGAGGCGCCGAGCGUUCGCGAGCCCUUGCAAGAUGUGGUAAGCGAACUAGACAAGGAGGUUACGCUAUCCUGCGUAUUUGGCGGUAUUCCUGAGCCAAAGGUAACGUGGAAGCGAAACGGCAAGGUCAUUGAGUCAAGCAGCUUGCGCUACGAAAACCGCGUGGCCAAGUACAUCAUUGAAAAGACAACUAUUGAGACUGAAGCCACCUACACCUGCGUGGCUACAAACGAGAAGGGCUCUGUUGAGACCUCGUGCCGUCUGAAGCUGCAGCAGAAGCCCACCCUUGAGGUGGAGGAGAAGUAUCUGGCUCAGAAACUGCGCACGGGCAGCUCUCUUACCAUUCCAGCGACGGUCCGGGGCUAUCCCCAGCCCACUGUGACCUGGCACAAAGAGACGGUCGAGCAGAAGACCACCAAAACGGUCACUAUCGAAACAACCGAAACCACCUCCACCUACACUGUAAAGAAGGUCACCCGCGAGCACUCCGGAAAGUAUAAGGUAACAGCCACCAACGAAUCCGGAUUCACAACCGUGGAGGUCACUGUCCAGGUGAUCGACAAGCCUAGCAGGCCGCAGUCGCUGGAGAUCAAGGACGUAAAGAAGGACUCCAUCACCUUGGAGUGGACGCCGCCUAUCGACGAUGGCGGUCUGGAGAUCAACAAGUAUACUCUGGAGAAGUGCGACACUCAAAACAAUGUCUGGAUGAAAGUCUCUGACUUCGACAAGGACAUUCAAUCAUAUGCGGUCCAAAAGCUAUCCAUGAAUUCACAAUAUAUGUUCCGCGUAGUGGCCACCAAUCCUAUUGGCGAGUCCGACCCAACAGAAAGUGAGACUGUGACAAUAACUAAGAAGUUUGAAAAACCAUCGCCACCUCGUGGUCCCACGGCCGUGUCGGGUAUGAACGACACCUCCUUCAACCUGGCCUGGGAGCCAUCGGAGAACGACGGCGGUUCCAAGAUCAUAGAGUAUAUUGUGGAGAUUAGGGAAGAGACUGAGACAACCUUCCGAAAGGUGGGCACAAGCCUGGGCACUGUCACCAACAUUCACGUGGAGAAGGUGGUAAAGAACAAGGGCUAUCUGUUCCGCAUCUAUGCGAGAAACGAGGCUGGUACCAGCGAGGUGUUCGAGACCACGGAAAAGAUUGUCGUUGGUCGUAAUAUAACUGCUGAUAACGAAAAUACGAAUUUGGCGCCUCCCUCGCCACCUCAGAACUUAAGGGCGCCGGAUGUCACAAGCCGAAGUGUUACUUUGGAUUGGGAGGUACCCGCCCGCAAUGGUGGCUCCGAAAUCACUGGAUACUGCGUAGAGAAACGUUCAUCAACAUCCACCACCUGGACAAAGGUCAUCACUCUGGAUGCUCAUCAGCUGCACUACACGAUCGACAACCUCAAGGAGAGGUGCGAGUACUGGUUCCGCGUGGCUGCCGAGAACGAGGCUGGACUAGGUGCACCAGCCGUCACGGAGAGUGUAUCGCUAAAGACACAUGCUACCGUACCGUCGCCACCCACUGCUCCUCUCGAGGCGCGCGUACUUGCCGCCAACGCCCACAUAUUCGAAUGGGGUAUACCCGAGUCAGAUGGAGGUGCGCCUCUGCUCGGCUACCACAUUGCUAUUCGGGACAUGAAGAAGACCAUGUGGAUUGAGGUGGGUCGUGUGCCAGCCGGUGUGCAGAAAUUCCAGAUAAGAGACCUUCAGGAGAAUCACGAGUACAUGAUUCGCAUAUUUGCCAAGAACGAGAUUGGUCUGAGUGAGCCUCUGGAAUCGGAGGAGCCCUACAAGAUCAUGACAGCGGGUCAUGAGAGCCUGCCAGACGAGCCGCGAACGGAGAUGAGCACGUGCAAUACCUCCUCAUGGCUGCGGGACCACCACAUGGAUGCAGACAUCCACUCGUACGCCCGCGGCAGGCUGCUUCAGCGGGAUGAGUACUUCUUCCGGCUGAUCGCAGAGAUUCCCAAGAGCAAAAAGAAGAAGAACUCCAAAUAGUCGUUAGACGUAACGACAACGAAAUAAGAAACACUUUAGUCGUAGAUUAAGAAUAUUUCAAUUAUAUUUUAUAUAAAAAAUACCAAAAAUUAAGCGGGGAAGACCCCAAGGGGAGAGACCCUCCAUUUCGUAGCUUUUUGUACUUUAGUAGAGACACUAACGAUGUAAGGAUGCUGCAAUGUGAAGAGCACCCCAUUGGCAGCGAUGACCACGGGACUCGGUCAAAGGGUUGCGAGCGAAGAUAAAACUUAAUGCUCGGGCCCGUGGUCGUGGCUGAAUGAGGAUGUCCAUUGCACCGUCCAAUUAGUGGCCAUCAUUUAGAUUUUUCAUUUGCAUAAAGUUUGUUUUGUUUUUAUUAUUGUAUUUUUCUUUGCGCCUUAUUUUUGUAAGCUGUGAUAAAUCUAUCAAAAUCGAAAGCGUCAAACGAGCGAGAAAAUAUAAAGCAGGCGAUCCACUGGCAUCGGGCAAGGGGGGCCAACGAGCCGCAGACCUCCGAACAACCAAUUCCAUCUCAAUCCCCGCCAGUGUAGCUCAAUAUCCUCUAGGGAGACAAAACAACAAAUGGUGCAAUUCGAUAUGAGUUAUUUCUGGGGAGGGCUGCGAGUCGCUGGCUGCCCUUGCCUUUGUCCUGGAUUCGUUCUGCCGGAAAUGUAUGGCAUAGGAAUGUGAGAGGUUACACUUGUGUGGCUCUUUAAAGUUACCAAAGUCAAUUAAAUAAAUAAAAUAUUACUAA